Messenger RNA from Pelobates cultripes (western spadefoot toad), 44961 nucleotides. The record is from the annotation of a GenBank genome assembly. Lineage: Eukaryota; Metazoa; Chordata; Amphibia; Anura; Pelobatidae.
AUGGAACCUUUCCUGGUAACAGUCAAGGUCUUCGGUGCCGACCACCGAUACUCUACACCUAUGUCCGAAGUUUAUGAUGUACUGGACCUAAAGAUCUUCUCCAUCUCCGCUUUGCAUGAGGAUUCCCAGCAUCUUCAAAAUCCCCUUAGAAAAGCAUUGAUUCUAUAGAGAAGCUCUAGUGCGCAUGCGCCAUUGGGUUCCUUCAUUGAUAUGUCGUUGCUUAAGUAGGAGAGCAAUCCAGUGCCAAGGGACUUCUAUGCUGAAAUUAAGAUGAGUGUUAAAAUGGUUAUUAACCCUUUCAUGAGAGCGGGGGUGUUGGGAGCCUAAAGUAAUAGGGACAGGGGCAGACUGUAGCAUUAAAAAUACUGUUUUGUUUUCCUAAUGCUAUAGGGUUCCUUUAGGAAGUUUUUCCUUUUUUGCAGCAUAAUUGGAAAGUUGAAUCAGCAGCGAAAAGAUAUUAUUAAAGAACCACUAUAGUGCCAGGAAAACAAACUUGUUUUCCUGGCGCUCUAGGGUCAUUAUGUCCCUCCCCCACCCUCAGGGCCCCUCUCAUGCUGGGCUGUGGGGGUUAAAACCUUUUCAACCACUUACCUUUUCCAGUGCCGGGCUCCCUUGGCGCUGGGGAACUCUCCUCCUCCUGCCGAUGUCCGCAUUCAAACCGCCAGCGUCUUCUCACUGUGAUUUUCACAUUGAGAAUAGCGGAAGCGCCUCUAGCGGCUGUCAGUGAGACAGCCACUAGAUGCUGGAUUAACCAUCAGUGAAACAUAGCAGUUUAUCUGAAACUGCUAUGUUUUCAGCUGCAGGGUUAAAACUAGAGGGACCUGGCACCCAGACCACUUCAUUGAGCUGAAGUGGUCUGGGUGCCUAUAGUGGUCCUUUAAUGUAUAACAAAGCAAGCUGUCACAAAUAUUAACUGUAUAAUGCCAUUUCUAACAUCCCUUGUUUUUGAGUAUCAUUAUAUUAUUUGUAUUUAUUUCACUGAUAUUAAACACAAUAUCUCAGAUUACAUUCAUUUUCAAUCUUUCAGGUUUACGUGUAUGAGUAUGAUACGAAUGUUAAAGCUGUUGAAAAACCUAGGCAUUGUUUGCCGUAUGCAAUAUUAUCAGCAAGGUUUGUGGGUCAGAAGCCAGCUACUGUCACAUCAACUACACCAAUAAAAUUCUACAACAAGCCAUUUACUGCUGGUAAGCUUUUGUUAAUUUAAAGUGGUAUGGAGUUAUUAAAUGAAAGCAAGGCAAGUACCUAUAAGAUGAUGUUUGUUUAUGCACUGUAAGAGCCUUUUAGAAAUGAGAGAAAUUUACAUUUUAAAUUAUUCUGAGUCUUUAUAUACUUUUUUCCUUCAGGAUGUUGAUAGAUGUUUAAUCCUAUAUUCUCCGUCUGAGUGCCUUGAAGGGUUACUGCAAGCACCAUUCCCACUUCAGUGAUUUGUAGUGGUCAUGCUGCCUGAAAUCUGUAUAUGCAGUGUUUCACUUUAACUCCAUCUCCAGCAGUAUGAUUGAGUUGUCAUCAACCAGUCAGAGUUGGCUUAUGUCAAUUCAGUGCAACUUUUGUUGCAUGGAAUGUCGGUCAACUGAUGCUUUCAGGAGGUAAAUGGCAUGUAGCACUCUACCACCAGGGAGCAUAGAAGCCUGGCGAGGAUCCAGGUAAGGUGGCAAUUUGUUGUUCCUGGAUAGCCAUGCCAGGGUACUCCUGGUAUUAUAAACACUACAGUGGACUGUUGUGGUUAAGAUGCUUGGAGUCACUCUUUAACAUAAGAUAUUUAACUUUAAUUUACAACUUAUUAGUUAUUGACUAAUUUAGUAGUCUACCUUAUCUUAAACGAUAGGACCAGAGUUAUCAUUAUUUUUUUUUAAUAUAAAGUACCAGCAUACUCCUCAGCACUAUACCAGUGGCAACAAGGCAGCUUUGGCUUUUUGGAAAUUAAAAUGGUAAGGGACUGUGCUCAAAACUGCUAACAGUAUAAAGGAAAUCAGGUCAGAGUACACAAGGUAAUUGAAAAAUAAAUUUUGUUCAAGGUAAAAAUUAAUUGCUGGUUUUAGUGAAAAUAUAAAUUUGUAAAGACUUGUUUAGAUGAAAAGAAGAAAUCGUGAAUAGUGAAGACAAAAGGGAUGGGGAAAUAAGGUAAUUAUUUGAUAUGCCUUUUUAAAGGAAACCUCCAAACACCAUAACCAGUACAACGUGCUUAUUUUAUGAUGUUUUUGAUAUUUUAAUAAAGAGCCUUGAUCACCCUCUACUUUGUGUGCCUAGAUUAUAUUGAUCAUGUUACCCCAAUGUAAGUAGUCAAACCAUUUGCUAACAGUUUGAUUUCUUACCUGGUGUUUACCAGGUGCUGCUUUCUGCCUCAAUGUGAGCCAGAAGCUCUGAGCUCUGAGCUAAGCCUGCCAAUGCAGGACUUAGCUUGUUGGCAGAGCGCAGUCAACUGAUGCCCUCAGCCACUGAUCUUGCUCUGCGCUUCAGGGUUUAAGUCCGGAGAGCUAACAGAACUUCCUAGUAGGUGGUGCCAUUUCUCAGCAACAGAAUGGAAGAUGCAAAAAACAGCACACUGCAGACACCCAGUAAUGAAACUGUUAGAAAAUGGUUUCACUAGUUACAUUGGGGGUAUGGGAGUUAACCAGGGCACUCUUGACAUCAAAUCCACUGCAGUACACUUGAAGUGUUCUUUAAGUUUUCUAAAAUGAGCUGAAAAAAAUUAGACUGGAGAGGGAAAUUCCAUAAGAGUGGCGCACCCCCAGAGAAGUCCUGUAAUUGAGUGUUGGAGGUGCAAGUGUGAAUAUAGGACAGGUGUAGAUAUGUCAGAUUGGACUUACUUGUUUAUACUGUUACAUAGAGUUUUAGAAGUAAGAUUUAGGGUUUUAAAUUGAAUCCUAAAACUUAUGGGGACUGUUCUUCAGGACUGACAGAAGGUUGACGUUUGGUGGGAACUUGAAGUCAGAAAGGCAAGUCCAGCAGUAGCAUUCACAUCAGGUCCCAUGUAAGAUAAAUAGGGAAAAAUUACUUAAAUUUAUGUAUACAUCUGUUGUGCUUGGGCUUGCAGGCCCCAAAGAACGAAGGACUGGAAGGUCUCGUAUCUGUUUGCAUGUUCAGUAUGGCCGUAAUGAGUAGUUUCCCAGGACAUAAAUCGUGGUAUUCUCCCUUGUUAUUCAAAUAGCAGAGAGGGGAGUCCCAUAGCGGGUCCUUAUGGCUCAGGUAUUUUAACAACCUAGAGUUGUAAGAACACAAAUAGAAGGGGGGGAAAGAUGAUGGAGAGAGAGGGGGACGAUGACCAUGAGGUGGUGGGUGGUAUCGCAUCUUGGUCAUUGUCGGUGUCAUUGUAAACUCAUCCGGUCAUCUCCCAUGAAAGUCAAUUCUGAAUUCACUCAGUAUCUCAGUUUGUCUGGGAAGUCUGCACAGGCUGUCGUCAGUAGCCAGUGUUUCCAUGUAGUUAUGUAUGAUUGGUGUGUAUCGGCUGCGCUAGUGUGGAGGUCCUCCACAGACCGUAGCUCCUCCAUCUGGGAGAACCAUGAGGUCAGUGGUGGGGUCACUGUCUGUUUCCAAUAUUGUGGGAUCACCAUUUUGGCUAUGUUCAGCAUCCGGAUCAUGAGAUAUUUUUUUAUAAAGGGAUCUAGGGAUCUUGGUGUGGUGUAGCAGCAUUGCUGCAGGUUCGAAGAGGGGUGGGCAGUCGGAAAAUAACUGCAACAUAACAGAAUUGGCAAUUUUUUUGAGGGGGUGCGUGUACGCUGUCUCUUGUGUUUUGCUAAAGCUGGAGCAGUAAUGUGUGAGGUAGCACAUCUUUUCCCACUCCGCAUCAGUAUAAGUGUGGUGGAGGAUGGACUCACAUUUGCCAAUAAAUCUUGUUUUUUCGAUCGGGAUUUGUGUUUGUAGCAUGGAGUAUAGGAGGGAGACACCAUGUGUCACAGGGUCUGAGUUUAGGCAUAAGGUUUUGAACAGUGUGAGGCCCCAUGACAGUGCCUUCCUGGGUGUGCCUACCUCUGUCUCCUCUGCCUGUUUCCACAGCUUGCGUACUUUUUGCUUGGACCACUCCGUCACCCGUAGGAGAUGGCAGGCCGUGUAAUAUAGGGAGAAGUCUGGCAUUGCCAGACCUCCUUUAUCUUUGGGUUGCAUAAGUAAGGCAUAUUUUAGCGUGGGUCUCUUUCCAUUCCACACAUAAUUACCCAGUACUAAGCGCAGGGAGGGGAAAAAGGAGCGUGGAAGAGAUAUGGGGAUGGCUUGAAAUAAAUACAGUAGGCGCGGGAGGAAGUUCAUCUUGGCCACCUGUAUCCUGCCCAACCAAGAGAUGUGCGGGUAGGACCACUCCUGCAUUUCCGUUCAAAAUGCUGCGAGCCUAGAUAUCUGAUUUUAUGGUCUGCCCAUUGAAAGUUGUAAUUCUGGCGGAUCAUGUCUGCCCUACCCUUUUGUACACUGACAUUCAGAAUGAACGACUUAAUCUUAAAUUAAUCUUUAGGUUAAACAGUGUUCCAAAGUCCCUGAAGCCUUUAGGAUGUUAGGGAGUGACACUUCCGGGUUUGUGAUGUAGAAGAGUAAAUCAUCUGCAUAUGCAGUGAUCUUAGGGUGUGCGUUUCCUCUGGUCCGUAUUGGUCCUGUAUCUUAGUCGGUAGUCUGUGUGCUUCCCAGAGUAUCGUCGGGGAGGUAUGGUCUGGUGUGUUAUUUGUGAAGUUUCCUGCAAAACUGUCCUGAUGUCUGAUUUUACUUCCGUCAGAGAGAGCAUGUAGUCGUUAAGGCGCCACUUGGUCACCGUCUGUCUUUAGAGGGGAGAUGAAAGCGUGAUGUCACUGGAGCGUGGUCGGACCACGUAGCAGUGUCUUGUUCAGCUUGUAGGACUAAAGAGAGAUGGUAAUGUGACAUGAAGAAAUAAUCAAUGCGCGUGUAGUAGUUAUGCAGGUGGGCGAAAAACAUGCAAUCUCAUUCGUCUGGGUGGUUUGCUCUCCAGCAGUCAAUGAGCUGGGCCUUAGCUAGGAGAGAUUUGGUCAUGGAUAUGUAGUGGGCCAGGACCUGGGAUGUGCCUGAGGAGUAAUCCCAUUUUGGGUUUAGUGUCAAGUUAAAGUCUCCCCCCAGGAUUAAGACCCCCUCUGAAUUUUUGUAGUUUGUGGAGUGUACGGGAAAGAAAUCUAUAUAGAAAUCUAUUUGGUGUGUAAAUGUUAGCGAAGGUGUACGUCCUUCCCGCGAUCUUGCCUUUUAGGAAACGGAACCUACCAUCCCUGUCAGAACCUCAUUCUACAAGAAGGGUACCCUCCUACAUAUUAGGAUUGCUGUGCCUCUGGCUUUGCACCCGUGAUAGUCGCUGAAAUAUCCAGUGGGAUAUUGGUGGUUAUGGAGUUUGGGUCUUGCCCCUUCCUUAAAGUGUGUCUCUUGGAGAAAAUUGAUAGACGCCCUGGAGGAAUGAAAGUCUCGCAGGGCACUCAACCUUUUUUCUGGUUUGUUUAGUCCUCUAGCAUUAAUAGAGUCUAUUGUGAGGUUGGCUGAUGUCAGGCACAUGAUUGUCGUUUGUGAGUGUCGCUGAGUCGUCAGUAGUCAACAGUCGGGGGGAUGAGGAACUUAGAGGGGAUGGGGGAGUGCAGAAAGAGAGUUAAGAAGAAAACAUUAGAACCGUCACUUGGCGUGAUGUUGGAAUAGGAGCGUCGGGAAGCAGCUAUGCCCGAACCCACCUGUGGAUUGAGAUGCUCUGUCCCGUUGGAAAGUGGAAGGAUGCCAAGAGCCUCCGAGUGAAUCGGGGUCUCGCGAGCAGGGUCCGCUCUCAAAUAGGUCCCCUCUCAAAAUUGUUUCCCCCUUAUGGCUCUGGUGGAUAUGGUUAAGUUGCAGGUAUCCUCGCCAGAGCAAGCAUGAAGUAUUUGUGCUAGUAAGUAGGAGCAUGGUACAUUUGUAGUGUAAAAGUAAACAACAUAUAUGCGAUAACUGUCUAACCAAUAAAACUUUUCAAGUUAAUAAUUAAACUCAGCAGGCCAUGGGUCCACCCUGGCCCUGAGUUGUUAGUAUCAUGGUGGCUUGGGUAUUGUUACUCAUCCCCUGCCCUCGCUCAGAGGUGGGACGUACUUCUCUCGACGCCGCCCCCGCCUCUUAGACCGUUUAUACUUGGUAUGCCCUGUGCGUGGAUAUGUGUGACUUUCCUUCCCCCCAUUCCUCCCCCCUUUCUGGGCUCCUGAGAUACAGAGAUCCGUGAGUGGACCGAGCACGCAGACUAAACGUAUGAGUCCCUGGGGUCUAAGGCCUUCGUUUGAGGAUAGUUGCAGUUCGGUGUCUGAAGUAGAUAGCAUCAUAGUUCGUUAGCCGAAGUGUGGUCCCUUUCCGUGGAUGUGAUCAAUAAAGUCCCUAGUUCGGGGUGUGAGUAGUUGCGGUCGGUGCUUUUGACAGGUGACAAAGCCGUUUACAGGUCUACAUGUGGUUUCAUUUCGUUGGUGCUGACACGAACGUCACAGUUAUGCUGUGUGCAGGAUAAUGCACACUGCAUCACUGCAAAAAUUGUUCAGUAAUAUUUUGAGAACACAACAUUUGGCCUCGAAAUUCCCAAUAUUUCAAUACAAUUGAACAUCUGUGGGAAUUUGCUGGAACAACAAAUCUGACCCAUGGAGGCCCCACCUAGCAACUUGGAGGCCUUAAAGUAUCUGCUGCUAUGGUCUUGGUGUUAGAUACCACAGGAUACACUCAGAGGUCUUGUGGAGUCCAUGCCUUGACACAUCAGAGCUGUUUUGGCAGCACAAGGGGGACCUAGACGCAAGGGUUAGGUAACCGUCAACACUCCAUAUGUUGUGAAUUACAUCUCCCAUAAUGCUCUUACAACCAUUAUGCAGGCAAAGCAUCAUGGGAGGUGUAGUCCAAAACAUCUGGAGUGCCAAAGGUUUCCUACCCCUGCCUUAAACCAUACCUACAUUUAUACAUUCCUUUUCCAUGCAUACUUUCUUUCACAUACCAGUAUUACUUCCAUCAAGCUACUACCUCAGUCACAAUUUUUUAAUGCAACUACUAUUAUUUCAUCCUUCAUACUAGGGGUAUUCAACCUUCAGCACUCCAUUAUAUCUCCCUCCAUUAAUAGGAUUUGUUACAUGCAGCUGUGUACUGAUACAGUGAUAGGAGUCCGUGCCUGGAUGUAGACCUGUCAUUGCUCACCUCCGAGGAGUACAUAGUAAGGACAGCCUUCGAGAUUCUCAGGGAUAUGCACUGAAAAAAAGUCAAAAUAUAGAAAUGGCAAAUUGAAGUGGGGCUGAACAACUUUUCCAUAUUUAUAGAAAAUACUUUUCUUAAUAUCUGUAAUAACUGGUCUGUGUUUUCUCAGUUGAAUAAGUCUUUUAUAUAUAGAUAUUUCUUCUUUGGUUAAUGGCCCGUCAGGUUAAUAUACAUCUAUAUAAACCAAAAAGUACUAAUAUGCAAUCUGACAUUCUUUAUAAAAAAUAUGCAUUUAUUCUACUUCAAAAGCAAACAAUAAUAUACUUAACAGGUGGUAUUUCUAAACGACGUUACAGAGAGUGAGAGAUCUUAAGUAGUAGUUUUAAUAUCAGCAAGUCAGGAACACACCAGGAGAGGAGAGCGGAUCGUAGGAGGAAGAGAGAGCGUGGUCUUUUGACCUCAGUCUUUUAUAGGCAAAAUUACGUCAUCGUCAUAACUUUUAAUUUAGACUCUGGCCACAUAAGAAAACUCCCCAAAUAAGGACCUUACCCCCAAUCUCCCUAUACAGAACAUUCCAGAGUCCUCAUCGUACAGAACAGCAAACACCAUCUGUUCUUUUUAACCCAUUAGACAGCCACACAUUAAUAUGUAUUUGAAUAGGAACAUAUAGAAUAUGAAAUAUUCUACAAUAUCUCACUGUGUAGAGAUGACAGGGUGAAAAAAGGAGUAUAAAAUAAUGUUGCUUGCUGACAGUGUGGUGCUUCCUCUAACCUUUCCUCUCACCCAAAUUCAUAUGCCACCCGGGUGGACUUUGGAUCCCUAAUUAGAUUCAAAAUGAAGUCCUGUAAGCUGGAGUACCAGCUCCGUCUACUUCAAGAUGUGGAAUCACACUUAUGGAAGCUCUUCUAAUUUAAAUUACCAAUAGUUUGCAAUUCUCUUUACAGAUUGGUCCAAGAUGAGCUUAGCUGUAACAAAUGGCCUAUUUGCCCUAUUUCCCUUUCUCCAUUCGAGAACUCACAGCACCAUUUUGUUACUAUCGCUAGUGAUGGAAUGCACGCAGGUGAAGAAGAACUAGAGUGUGUGUAGUUCAUAAUGCCACUACCCAGACUCGCAGAACCAGGGCGAAUGUAUGAUGAUCUCAGGACAGUGUUACAUUGUAGACCUGUGUUCUACCUUACUGUAACAUGUAGGAUUGCAGGAGGGAAAUGGAACAGCUAUGCUAAUUAUUGUAAAGUGCGGUGGAAUAAGUUGGCACUAUAUAAAUACCAAUGAUAAUAAUAGUGCAUGUGUAACGUGUUCAGUUACUCAGAUAGCUGCCAGGAUGUCUGAUAGGACUAGAAAAUGUACCUAAUUGUUAGCAAGCCAUUGUAAGAUGUUUAGCCAGCACAGUGGGAGGUGGGACUGAGUCAACAAUGUGCCUAUUCUGUGAAUAGACAGUGAGGUGAGAGCAUACAAAAUAGUGUAUAAUUAUUAAUAUUAUUAUUGCCAUUUAUAUAGCGCCAACAGAUUCCGUAGCGCUUUACAAUAUUAUGAGAGGGGGGGAUUUAACUAUAAAUAGGACAAUUACAAGAAAACUUACAGAAACGAUAGGUUGAAGAGGACCCUGCUCAAACGAGCUUACAGUCUAUAGGUAACACACACAUGCUAGUUACCAUACAACAACCUAAAAACACAAAGAAUAAGAGAUCAUAGUAUAACCUGUAUAAGUAAUUGUAAAAAAUAAAAGAAAUAUUAUCCCACUCACGUGGUACUGAGCCGUUUAAAGCAGGCUCAGACUAUAAGCGACUUAUGGGUAUACAAAGAUGGUUGCUGAGAUCAGAUGCUGGAAAUUGAUGGUUAGAUGUACCACCGAAUGUUGGCACUUUCCCUUAACAGGUGGUAGACACCAAAUAUAAGAGUGGUUGCAGGAACACACUUUAAUUAAAUUCGAUUUAAAAGAUAUAUAAAACAGCAAAAGUAAAAGAUCUCCUGUGAACAACCGCACUAACGCGUUUCGACCACUGUCUUUAUCAAAGCGCUUCUCAAUGUAUUUGACUUACAGUUCUUGCUUAAAUAUUUUGAAAAAAGGCGCGUCUUCUCUCUCCUCUGUAUGUUUCAACGUAUCCGGAUACGUCACUUCCGUGAAGAACAUUUCCGGGUUAGCGGUUACUCCACGUCUCUAUUGAAUGACGUAUUUCAGUUUUUUCCGGUCAUAUGUUCACACAGUUCAUUUGAGUGCUUAUUAUCAAUGCGCAUGUGUGCCACAAAUAUGUAAACAAAGUCCGGGAAAUUUAUAUAUUAUCGAACAAGAGAAAGAAAAUAUAUAAAAGUUUAUAAAAUCCAUAUACAAUAUGCAUCCUUAUUAAAUAGAAUAUAUAAAUAUACAUUCAUCACGUCAGGACACAUAGCAUGCAUAAUACACAGCAUGCAUACUACACAGCCUAUAAACCAAAAAUGUGCCUAUUCUAGUAAGCUUACAAUAAGAUGGUCAAGGAGUCUCAUGGCAUUGCAAGAGCUUGCUCUGUAAUUACUGUACCAUACUCCUCCCUAUAUUACAAAGUAUUUAACCAGGAAAGGUACAUUCAAAUUACUCUGGUUUUCAAGUAUGUGAUGGGGAUGUUACCUAAGCCCAACAUCAAGGGGUUGUUACUAUUACCCAAUUUAAUGGUACUCAUUUUAUUUACUUCAGAAGGAUGAAACGCUGAGUCAAGCCUGCCAGGAUUAUGAACCUACAACCCAAGGGUUGAACAGAUUCUAUUGAUGAUGCAUUAGCCCACUGAGCUAUGUCAUCGGCUUAACUGCAGGAAAAAGCUGUGUGCUCAUACAAUAAACCUGUUCAUUGGAGGUCAAUUUUACAUCAAGAGCUUGUUUGUCUCUUCAAGUUUAUUUACUAUCUACGGCCUGCUAUAAUAAGAUCGCUUAUAGGAGAAUCGCUAGUUGUUUUUAGUUACAUAGAAUAUCCUGUUAUACCUGGAUCAACUCUGCAUGUAUUCUGCUUUGCUGGUGGAUUAGUAACUCAAGUACUGGAGCUUACCGCUCAGGAUAGAGGUUCGCCAGAUAAAGUAGUGUAAGUUCCCGCAUGUGAUAUAAGGUCUGACCAGGACCGUAUUGUUUCCAACUGAAUUGCCAGCGAGGAGAGACCCAGCGUAUGCUAGCAGAAAAAGUGUGGGCUAAUACAAAGAAUCUCAAGGGCAAAACUAGGCCUGAACUGGUCCACCUUCAGGGUCAGGGACGUAUAGUCACAUUAGCAAAUUAUGCUGUUAUGAUUUCCUUUUUUUGUCCAUAGCGUCAUCAGAAUAACCCUACUUACCCAGUUCUGGUAAAAUGUAUUUAAAACUUUUUUCAUAUUUCUGGGUUGUCUGGAUGGCGUCUCCUCCUCCUGACAUCCUAUCCAAGCAUUUUGAGAUUGUGACAGAAACCUAGAAGUGUGGAGAACCUAGUGUUCUCCCCACUGAAUACUAGGUUUCUGUGUCAAUUCUACUACCAUGUGUUUCUUAACAGACUUGUUUAUAGUUGCUUCACAUGGUGGAUCAGACAUCUCCUCCUAAGAGACAAAACUACCUCAAUGGCUUCAUUACUGGAGGUCUUUAGCUUACUUGCCUCAGAACAUUUAAAUACAUUGCAGUGCCUGAUGGGAACAACAUAAUUCUACAAGAAGAAACUGCAGUGUCAUCUCCUACAGGUGGUUUUCCUGUUCUCCAGCAUAGUAACCUAUAAACAGAUACACAUGAUCCCAUUACCUUCCAAACUGACUGGCAUAAAUGUAUCCAGGGCAAUCCCCCCAGGGUUCACGGUACCCUUGAUUGCAAUUCUUCUUCCAGGACCUACCCCAUCUUUUAGCUAAAUUUUUUCCCUUCUCAGUUUUGCUACGUCCUUCCUUCUAACUCUUUAGUCCCCAGUUUACCGAUAACCCAAAUGUUAGUUGACUUGUAACUUUGAGAAGACAUUCUUUGUAACUUUCUGCUAAAAUCGAUAUAAUCUGUAGCAGCACACUUUAUUCAUUUUUAUGUUCACUCCAUUCUUGUUUGCUAUUAUUUUGUAUUUGUUAAAUUUGAAUUACAAAAAUAGAAUGCAUAUAUUCCAAGAAUAAUAGUAGCAUGCAUAUUUUCAGAUAAAUGACAUUUGAUGCCUUCAUGUUUUAGUGUCACCAGAAACAGAUAUAUGUCUCUUUAAUUCUGCAAAGGCAACAUACAUAUUUAUUGAAACUAUGUCACACAAAAAUUAUUUUGAGCAUUUCACAAAGAUAAAAUCUUAAAAACUUGUGUUGGAAUUUCAUUGAAAUUCCAACACUGUUAAAAGAUAGCAUACGACAAAGUAGGGGCUACUUUUUUUAUGUCAUAAAAUCUUAAAUUGACCAAAAGUGGUGCUUCUGUCGUUAGAUUUGGUCAGUUCUCCCAGUUGUCGUUAGUGAUGGCUGUGUGAAUCAGGCAUUGUCUUGCUCAUUCCAGUCUCACAGGAUCCUCCAAAGACAUCAGUGUUGUACUUUUGUACAUGCACAAUAGACCAGCACUGAUGUGGGCUUGUGGCAGAUGAAGCUUUAGCAGCUGAAGAACAAAUAUGGCGGCGACAGUGGAGGAUAGCUUUGGGUAAUAAGUAUAACCUACCUCUGCUGUACAUAUGGGCCAUCGCACGCCAAUCUGUGUAAUAUGCUAAGAAACCUGAAUGGUCACAGAACUUUUUACAUCUCAAUGAAGGAACCAAACUAUAAACUAUAUGUCACUUUUAGAAAACAAUGACCUUGAUUUUAUGUUUUGGAUAAUCUUUUCAAAUAAUUAAAUAGUUUUGGAUACAAUUUAAAAAAAAAACAAAAGUAUUAAAAUAUCAAAAAACAUGUCCUAUGUAAAUAAAAUCAAUGUAUAAAAAUAUUUUCAAAAUAUUAAUUCAUUUAAAAUGUUUAUCCAAAAAUAUGAAACCAUUCGAAAAGCUUAUUCAAAAAUAAUAAAUCUAGGCCAAUGUGUGCUUUUGCCCCUUUUGUUAAACAAUAUGCACAUGCUAUGGUAAGGCUAUAAUUGUUUUGCAAAAUAGUUUACAUAUGUAGUGAAAUAUGUAAUACACACUUUUACGUUAUGCAUUUGCUUUAUACGCACCCUGUAUUGUUUGUAUUGUUUAUUUGAAAGACUGUCAUAAACACGUAAUUUCUAUUAUUUUCACAGGUAAAGAAAAGUUAAUGAACUGUACUGUUGCAAAGAGAAUAGGUAAAGGGAAAGGCGCUACUAUUAUUUAUGAAAAUAUACAAGUACGUGCACCAGUAGUAGAAGUUCCAGCAUGGACUAAGGAAAUUACAACUGUGCAAUGCACACUAGAAGAGGGACUUACUUUUGCUAAGAACAAUGAACAGCAAAACAUAGUAACACCCAACCUAUGUCACAAAACUGGAGCUAUUGAUGACCAUAGUGCAUCUCAUCAGCAUAGUACACUUGAAGAAAUUGAAGCAACUGGUCCUUUUAGUAGAGAAACAGCUGAAUUAGAAAGUCUAAUGGUUUCAAGCAUGGUGAUCACUUCAAAAUCUAUUAAGGACCCGCGACUAUCAAAAAGAAUGGAACAAGAUAUUUCAAAAGCUGAGGAGCCAUAUCCUGUUAGUCAGUUAAAACCCGACAUUCUUUCUAACCUAGAGGACAGUCCUAAAACAAAAUCAAUUUACUUAAGUUUUGAGGAGGUGCGAAUGUCUGAUGAAACACUAAAGAGAAAGGAAAAAAAUGUUUCCUUUUCUGUGGAAUCGUGUAAUAGAGAGAGGAGAAGUAAAACGGAAAGCCUGCAGAAAAAAUGUCUCAAAGAAAGCUUGAACAGCUCCUCGCAAACCUUUGUAUCAAAUACCCCCAAGAUUUGUACCAGAUCCCCCCAGAAAGUUGCAAGACAAACAGAAAUUGAAAAGGAAGAACAGCUACCAAUAAGUACUUCUCGGAGAGUGGUCAUGCCUGAUUCUAAAGAAAUAAUCCAAACUUUUGCCUCUACCUCUUUGUGUGAAGGUGCUUCUCAAAAACAUGAACGAGAAUGUGACAGUCAACAAAAAUGUCAAUAUGCUACAAAAACAGAAACAAGCAAAAGUGUGCCUGGCGAAACAAGUCAAACAUUAACACAAAAUGACUGCGUGGAUAAAAAUAAUUCACCCAGAAUCCAUUACCAGAAGAAAUCAUGUUUGGGGAGUAGCAAAAGUACAGAGGAUUUAAACAAGCAUAUUAGAACUUCUUCAUUAGUUUCUAGGCAUGGCCAAUCUACCGAUAGCAGUAAAUCUAAAAUAAACAAAGAUAUGCCUCAACAUCACAAGAGAAAUGAGCCUUCCUUAUUUAGCAAGCAGAAAACAAUAGUAACCGAAAAUGAUUUAGCUAAAAAGGUUCCAGUAGACAGGGAUGGUCCAGACAGUAGUAAAAUAAAUACUCUAGUGGCAAAAACGGAUUCAUGCAAAUCUGAUAGCAGAUUACCUCUCAUCAACAAGGAACUUUCGCAUAAAGUGAACAUAGUUUCGAAGUGUCCCGUAAAGGAAAAAUGUGAUUGUUCCCAAACAGAUAGACAGAAUGUAUCUUCACAAACAGCUAAUACAGAUAAAAUAGGGGGGUUAAAAAACACUUUAAAAGAAAUUACCGUCUCCACUAAAGAAUUGGAUUGCAAGACAUCAAAGAGCUCAGUGAGAAUGUUGGAUAAAAAGGUACCUUUCAUAAAAAAACAGAUUACUUGUAUCCAGCCGGAAACUAAUGAAAUGUUGAAAUUGCCAAAUGCUAGAAAUGAAGCUAAAAAGAAUGAAACGAAAGAUAGGUUAUACCUUUCACAUCAGCAAUGUAUUGACCGUACACCAUUAGUUCCAGCAGAGUCUGUUCAAAGGCUCCCUAAGAUUUCUGAUAUCAAAAUACAAGACAAAACCUUGGCAAAUGACAAAAGUAAAUCUGUAACAACCUGUUGUACUAAUAACAAUAAUGUCACAUUGGAAGACAAAGGUGAAGUAUGUCAAGGAGCUAUGUUAACUGAAAUGCAAAAGGUAGAGGAAAAAUCUAGAAUUGUUAAUAAAAGUGAAAAUGUAGAUUGUGAUGUAAAUAAUAAGUUUUCAUCUGAAAAUCCCUUAUCAGUCCCACUACCUAAAAAUGACAAAGCUAAUACAACCUAUACAACAAAAGGCCUCUCAUUGCAGUCUGUGGAAUCCAAGGACUCAGUCAUGGUUGAUCUCUCCUCAAAAGGCUGUGGUACUGGCAUAUUUGGUGAUAAAAAUAAGGUAAUCCAAAACACUGGAUCUGGAAUAAACAAGGAGAUAAAAGUACCAAGUGAUGCAUAUGGUGGCAUGUUAUCUGAUGAAUUAAGCUAUAUUCAGCAGUUAGAGAGCCGGAUAGACUGGUUUGGCCUUUUUGGAAAAGAGUAUCCGGUAACAGGACAGGUAACUGAACAUUCUAAAUUGCCAAAAACUAGCCUUCAACCCUAUGUUUACAAAGCAAAAAAAGAAAAAGAACCGGGUGGAAUGAGAAUCUUCCCGGACAUGAAAAUUACUGUUAGAAACACUGUGUAUGGAACUCUAACUUCAUCAGUCGAACUGCAAAGUUCUCUGAAAAAGAUGAGUAAUGAUAUUGACAAUUAUAGAGAAGAACCUUCAGAGCAGGUUUCUCAAACCACAAGAAACUUGGUUACUCAAGAUCUGAAAGAAUAUUCAACAAAGUUAAAUGGAGGAUCUGAUGAAUUGAAUAUAGCUCAAUCUUGCAAUAAUUCGGCCACUGCAGAAAGAACUAGUCCGUCUGAACGCAAAGAUGUUAAAUCUUUAGAGAAAGAAUUUACUACUUCGACCAGCAUAAAGAUUAAGAGUAAAGAGGCUCAUAUCAUUCUAGAACACAAGCAGAGACACUCAGUGCUAAAGAUGAAAAAAUUUGGUAGCAAAAGGCUACCUAGAUUGGUUAUUAAAGGAUCAGUUGGAAGAAUUAAGAAGUUCUCCCAGUCAGAAGAAAAUAUAAAGAGUGUUUUAAACAUGCUUUCUGAUGAAGCUACGUCAUGUAAGAGUAAGCGUAUUUCCAAAAAAUUAGACAGAGCUAUACUGCACUUAAGGAAAGCUCACAAGAGAGUUCAUAAGUCUUUACAGCUUGUCCAAAGGCGAAAUUUAACAAAGCCUCCCAUUAUAAUAGCAGCAAGCAACACUAAUCCCUGUAAGAAUAAAGACAUUGCAGUAAAUGAUGUUCCAGAAAGUCAUAUUAAAGCAAUGCAGGUUGACCUGGAAGUCCAAAAGAUAGCUAACCAGGCGAGUGAUAUUAAUUCUGAAAUCAAACCAAAGAAACCAACUUUAGAUGAUAGACAUUGCUUAAAAGUAACAACACAAACGAAAAAUGGAAUAUCAAAUCAGAUUCCUCAACAAUCUAAAACCUCUACCCUUACAUCAUCAACAUCAUCUACUCCAAUUAUGAAAUGUUUGGCAUCUAGCUAUAAUGCAAACAAAAGUUCCCCAGAAUUACCGGAGGACUCCACUCACAUUUUUGACUGCAGGCAAUCCAAUAAAGAAAAUACCGUAGCGCAUUCUGUUUCUGAAGGGACCAAUGAAAACACACAGAGCAAGAUCUGUGUUCAGAAUGAUGAAACAUUGCUCAUACCAAAUAACACAACUGAUUUAUUGCAAAAUGACCAUUUGCCUGUAAGCAAAGUAACGACAUUAAAUUCAAAUGACGUGCUUGGCAAGGAUUUGCUUAAAACAGAAGAUGAAAAUAUAGCUAAAAUGCAAUAUACACUUCCUAAAGUGAAAUAUAAGUCAAGUUCACUAAUUAAACAAAUGUCUAGGCUUUUAAGAGAUGCAGAUAAAACUCAUUCCUUAGGAUCUUUGCAGCAAUACAAAUUAACGUGUAAGAAAAUGUUUCCUAUAUUUGUAGAAGCUUUUGUGAAAGAUCAGAAAUGUUCAUUGUCUGAAGUAAUUGUUGACCGCAAAUUAUUGGCUAACAAGAACAUAGAAGUUUCUUUCAAGCAUGUCCUGCGACCCUGUGCUAUAGAGUCGUUUAUUGAAAUGCAAAUGAUGAUGGAAACCACACAGUUUAUAGAAAAUCGUAUGCAUUAUUUACAGAGAGAGCCAACAUUUAGAAGUCUACUUUGGUAUGAUAGUUCACUUUAUACUGAGCUAAUUGCUGGAGAAUCUGGUUAUCAACAGCAGUCGCAUUUGUAUAGAACAUUUCAAGAAAAAUUGAAAUGUGGUGCAUUAGGCACAUUGCAGAGUCAUCACGACCAACUUUGUGAGGUCCUUCAGAGCAUACAUGAGAGUAAUAGCUCAUAUUAUGUUUUCCUGAAAUACAGAAGAGAAAUUGAGGAGUGUGAAGCAGUUCUGAACAAUUGCUCAGAUCAUUCAGAAUUUUCUCUUUCUGUUCCAUUAACUUGUGGAGUGCACAUUGGAGACACAAUAGAUAAUUUGGAAAAACUUCAAAAAAGCACUUUAGAGCUCAUAAAGAACUUUGCUGUUCUCCAAAAGUGUGAUCCGGGAAAGCAAGAACACGCUUUAUGCCUCCUAGAAAUUAUCUCUGCAAAAAUUGAUUUCAUUAAGUCUUCAGAGUUUAUACCUAUGCAAUUAUCAAUUUUUGGUAUUGAGCACUUACUCUUUGAUGCAGCAAAAACAUGUGUUCUGAGUCAACAAUCUAGCUAUGCAGGACUAAAAAAAUCACCCAGUGUUACAAAGGAGUUCAUGUUUACUGUAAAUCACUGUGCAUUAUCAAAAUUAUAUGAGAUUUAUGGUACACCAACUGAUGAAGUGCUAAUGGUCCAAGAAAGAGAUGAACUAGGUGAAGAGAAUACUCUGGACAAAGAUACUGUCUUUCAUCCUCCACACACAGUGCAUUAUGUUGGUAAAAUAAUUGACCAAGCUCGAUGUGCAGAACCUCAGGUACUAAAAGAGAUGAUACAAGACUGUAAGGAGCAUUUGGACACCCUCAUAAAAUAUUUUCAGAUUUUGCAAGAGUGUGAUGCCAAUCAGAUUAUAAUCACAAGACGUAAUCUUUUGAAGGUAGCAGAAAGACAUGAUAAGCUUACAAUUCUUUUGAAACCUGAAGCUGUUGAGACCUACAUUGAAGUUGGGAUGACAUUUGAAACGUUACAUUUCCUGAUUUCUUUAGUGUCGUCACAAAAAAAGCAAAAAAGGCAUAGGGGUUUGUUGUAUUAUGACAGCUCGCUUUUCUCUGACCUGCUCAACAGUCAGCAUAGAAUAAUUUCUUACCUACAAGGAGACAUCAAAUGUAAAGCUCUAGAUGUCAUAGACCGCACAAUAUCAGAGAUUAAAUCAGAGCUGGAAAUAAUUUGUGACUUUUCAGAUUCUGUCAAUUAUACAUAUGCUCUUCAAAUAAUGACGAGAGAACUUUCCGAGUUAUCGGAGUUGAAAAACUUUGUUCUGGAGACCGAGUCCGAAAUUAGUACUUACGUUCACUUUUCUCCGUUUGUUGCCUCGAUACAUUAUGGAAAUACUUCCUCUGAGCUGGAUUACAAUUACAACCAGUUUUCUGAUUUGCUUGGCCUUCUAAUGUCUGCUCCUAAGAAAGAUUUAGGGAAAAUGGCUCACACAAUGAAAGUAAUGAAAACAAUUGAGAUAAUGAAAGAUGCAUUUCUGAAACCUGACAAUACAGCGUUUGACUUAAUAAUUUGCCAGAUGGAAACAGGAACUUUCAGUAAGGACGUUGAAAUUCACGAGAAAGAAAAGACCAAAAUAAACAAAAUGGAUUUCAGCCUGUCUCCUAGAAAAAGAGAAAUGAGUCUCUCAGCUUUAAGCAAAAAUAAUCAAGAACUUAACCUAAGCCUGAAAAAGCAAAAGGUAAGGCAUUACUUUAUUUGAUUAAAAUUUCUUCUAUUAAACACUCAUAUCUAGUAUUGAUAUACUCAGAUUUGUUAAAGAUAUGUAAGUGUUUGAUAUGUGUCUCAAAGUGUCCUAUUUAUGAACAAUUGAGACUAAAUGCAUGGCCAAUGCAGCAGGUUUUUGCUUCACAGGAUAAGAUGCAUUUUCCAGUCACAUUUACCAGAAGGAAGAUUUGCAAACAAGGAGAGUGUGAUGCUAGUCUAUAUUUUUACCUCUGUCUGAGUGAGGAAAGUUGAAGGUAAUUGUCAGGAGGGUAAUAUAUCUUCAUAGAACAGCGUAGGCUAUGCAUUAAAGGGACACUCCAUUGCCCAAAUACAAUAAAUAAAUCAUCACUAUUUAGUAGAUAUAUGCCUGGUGACACAAUGCACACAUUUACUAAUGCCUUUUUUCAUUGGAGGUAUGUCUAAAAACAGUUUGUAAAAGCUGCAGGUAUCUUGUCUGAAGCCUUUGCAAACCCUCCCCUUCUAACCCCGCCCAGACUUUUUGUCAAUCACAGACUUCCCAAUGCAGCUCCACGAGUAGUCUUUUCAAGGCAGGUGCUCUGGGCAAUUGCUGUCUCUUGAGUUUAGCUCCACUGAGCUAACCAAACCAUGAAGUAACAGGACUGGUUUUAUGUUGACAACAAAGGAGGAAGUAAGACGUCUAAUUUAUGAAAGUGCUAAUAUCUACUGAAACCUGCACUUUAGCAGGCCGAAGUGUUUUAUGUGUGUAGUGUCUCUUUAAGGCGCUUAAAGAUUUUGAGAAUAGGGUGCAUUGUUAAGAGUGAGAAUAAUGUAGAUUAUGUAUACUUUAACAUAGCUAACUACUACAUCUUGCUGUAACUGUGAGGUUGCUUGGGUCCCCUGUUGCCACAACCUGGUUUAAAGGGUCACCAUAGGCACCCAGACCACUUCAUCUCACUGAAGUAUUCUGGGUGCAGUGCCCCUGUCUGUUUAACUCUGCAGUGUAAAACAUUGCAGCUUGUGAGAAACUGCAAUGUUUGCAUUGCAGGGUUAAGCCCACCUCUAGUGGCUGUCUUCCAGAUAAACACAAUAGGCACUCCCUGCUCCCUACCGGAGGAAUGUAAUGUGUGACAUCACAGGAGGUGAAAGUGAAUACAAAAAAACAAAUCCUGAGCUCAAACUCCCAUCACUCCUGGGCGGCAGCAAUGACCAUAGUACACAUCAGCCCCAAUACACACAGUAAAAACCAAAGAAAAAAGUUACCUGCGCUCAUCCCAAAUCCCUAUGCAUAUUUAAACAAAUGGAGGUUAUUUAGUUUCUCCAAUGACCAUGAUAGACUUUAGCCCACCUGCCACGUCAAGGCAAACCUCUCAGGUGGGCCCUACACUAACCUUUCAUCUUGCUUCCUUGAACUUCUGGCAAGAUAUCCCUUAUUAGGGGUGUAUAUAAAAAAUAUCCCUUUCGGUCUCAUUAGAGAUAUCUUUGCCAGAAGCUCAAGGAAGCAAGAUGAUGCCUUGACGGGGCAGGUGGGUCAUGGUCUCAUGGCCAUUGGAGAAACUAAAUAACCUCCAUUUGUUUAAAUAUGCAUAGGGAUUUGCGAAGAGCGCAGGUAACUUUUUUCUUAUGUAUUGGGGCACAUUACAUUAAUAAAGAGUUAUUCAUAGGAUAUUUUUGUUGCAUAACUAACUAUAAUUACCAUACAGUUGAUAUCAAAGACCCAGAGACAAUGGAUGACAUAUUACCGUAUGCACGACAGUAAUAAACCCUUGUGAUCUUUUGUAAAUAUUUUUUUCUAAAUUGACUAUGUACUUUAUUUUAGGUUUUGGAGUCCUCAACAAGCAGUUCUGAAACAGAAGAAGAAAAAGCACCGACAAUCAGCCCCAGGUAUUUUUAGAAUAACUAUGUCAGGGAUGGCAGGACCACCAAAUCUUAAAUGAAAGCACACAUAGAUGGCUGAAUAAUAAAAUAUACCACACUUCCAAUAAAAUGAAGAUGUCUUUAUAAAUUAACAUUGUUUAUAAACUACCUUUGUUCGAAAAGUAGCUCAUGUUAUGUUUUUCUGUUAAUCUACAAUUUACUGCUCAGAAACAAUAAAACAAUUUUUAAAACAUUAUUUAGAUACAGACAAUGAAAGGGCAGAGGUGGAAAAAGGCACCAACACAGAGGAUAAGAUAAAACGGCUAGGGUAGAGGUGUAACUACAAACCACCGGGCCCGGUGUGAAAAUUGCCCUCCAUGUGUCCCCUUCCUCCUUCUCUUCCCCCUCCCCUCCAUGUGUCCCUUUCCUCUCGCUCUCCCCUCCAUGUGUCCCUUUCAUUCCUUCCUCUCUCACCUCUCCUCUCUCGUACCUGGCUCUCUGCGGUUCCCGGUCAGACUUAGUGAGCACUUCCUUUCAGACCGUUGGGCCACACUACACACAGGCAGGAGGGGAGCAGCACAGUUCUCCCCUCCUGCCAGACACCCGGGAACCAUGGGCACCCUGGAACCAUGGGCACCCUGGAGUGAUGGGCCCGGUCGUAGUCGCGACCUUUGCGACCGUGGUUGUUAUGCCACUGGGCACGGGAUAACAAUAAUGUCUCUGUCUCUCUCUCUAUCUGUCUAUCAUAUCUAAUCUACCAUUAUUCAGCCAGAACAACUUUAGUUUAAAACAUUAGUUUUAGUGUAUAGACAGCACACAGGCUAACUACACUUUGUGGAAAAACAGCUUACAUUUUUUAUCUUUCCUUAUCACAUAUUGUGUUUAAUUUUGAAGAUGUAUCAUGCUCUAUUAAUUGCCCACUAGAGCCUGCAGCAGCGUCCUCUGUGUGAUCAAAGUCCAAUCAUCAUAGCUGUUCUAAUAUCAAAACACUGUGCUGUAAGAUCUGAUCAAAACUGUUCCAUUAAACUAAAGUGUUUUUUUUGGUUGUUUUUCCUUGUGAGGACCAAUUACCUCACAACGAAACCCCUUUAAUGCUUGAAGAGCUCCCUCUGUGCUGGGGAACUCUUCACCCCGGCCAACGUUAGAUCUGAAUGCGCAUGCACGGCAAGAACCGCGUGUGCAUUCAAACCGCCCAUAGUAAAGCAUUACUCAAUGCUUUCCGAUGGACGUCCAGUGUCUUCUCACUGUGAUUUUCACAGUGAGAAUCGCGGAAGCGCCUCUAGCGCCUGUCAGUGAGAGCCAAUAGAGGCUGGAUUAACCCUCAGUGAAACAUAGCAGUUUCUCUGAAACUGCUAUGUUUUCAGCUGCAGGGUUAAAACUAGAGGGACCUGGCAGCCAGACCACUUCAUUGAGCUGAUGUGAUCUGGGUGCCUAUAGUUAUCCUUCAAGGGAUUUCCCGACAACAUUCUCACAGUAAUGCAAUUAGAGGCACACUGGCACUGUCGGAAGGAUUUACAAUUAUAUUCCCUGCUCUCUUGCCCAAUGGUAGACUAACUUGGUACCAGAUCACAAAAUUCUUAAUGGCCUCCAUAACAUAUAAUGGAAACUAUUAUCUGCUAUAUAUCAUGUGGGAAAGAAUAUUAGCUAUAUAGAAUUCCAGUUAAACCAUAAACCAUGUAUCAAAGCGUAUUAAACCAUAUCAAACAGCAAUAAAAUGAAAAGGCUAGACACAAAAUUAUUCCUUAUGUAAGUAAAGUGCUUAUGUCUUUGAAAUGAACAAUUCACAUAAUAUAUAUUCACCUUUAAAGUCAAGGAAGUAACAAACUAGAACCCACAGGAUCAUAACACAGAUAACCUUGCAUAGAAAAAAAAAAUCAUGGUUCAAUACACAUUCUAUACACUUUUGCUGUCUCCUGCUAAGGUUAAUCACAGGGUGAAGUGCUCAUAUUCUGGGUGAGCCAUUUUUUUACGUAUUUCUAUUUAUAUUGAGUCGCAGAUAUAAAAAAAAAUAAAGUAGGAAUCCGCACACAAAAUUCUGAAAUGGUAGAGUUUUUUUUUUACAUGCUGUAAAAAAUAUAGAAAAAAGGAUACUACCAUAAUAUAAAUAAUGGGUUAAUAAGCCAGCUAUAGGUUUCAUACAAUCAACAGUGCAGAGCAUAAUAAUGUAAAUAUCUUAAUACAAAGGCUUGUGGACAUAUAACUGGGAAAUAUUUUUAACAUACUGUUAGUUGUAGGUGCUGCAUAGAGCAUAGCCUUCCAAGGAAAUUAUGUCUAAUGUUAACUUUAAUAUAGAUAUACACAAUGUCCUCAAGGAGACAUCUUUACGGAAUUGGCAAAAAAACUGUUAUUAUUAGUAGCCUUAUAACAAAGUAUUGUUCAAAUUGAAAAAUGAAUAAAAAAAUCCAAAAAUAUGCAGGGUGUGCACAAAAGGGUAAUAUUCUUCUCAUAGCAAAGUCCAAAAUGGACUACAUGCAAUAGCCUGUAGUCAUAUAGACAGAUGAAAAAACAAACAGGUCUUGUCUAAGAGCAAGCGUGUAGAUACGAGGCUUCCGAGCUGGCAGCAUGUGGUAAGGAGACUCAAGCAACGAAGUCCUUAAGUCACAGAGAUAAGGUAGACAAGACAUUCUAUAAAUGCGUCUAAUGGGUGAGUCAUUUUUACCAUCCAGUUCUGGUUGCUAUGGUGAUGCUUUCAAAAUGCGUGUGAAAAUUAAUGAAAAAGUGGUAAACCUGUCAGCAAUUAGUGGCUGCUAAUAGCUGCCUAUAUUUUGUAAAUACUGGGGAAAAAAAAAAAUCUCAAAUGGGGAUACAAAUUCUCCCUUUCUCUUAUAUUUGUCCAGAGUGCAUCAAUUAAUCCGUGUCACUGAUUCAUUGAUAGUAAAUCCAAUAAAUGAUAUAUGUAAAUAAAGAAAUACUGGUUGCCAUGUUUUUUUAAAAAUACAGACUGCAUACAGUGACAAGCACUUGAUAAAACUGUAAACCCUUCACAACGUUAAUACGUUCCAUGCUGUCCUACACAGAGUAGGCUUUAACACUGUUAGGACGGCGUGGAACGUCCUAACAUUUUAGAGUGAGUAGAGUUAAACCCCUGCUCACAUCACGGAAACCCAGCUAUCAGUUGAUACCUGGUGCUCCCUUGUAUCAACUGGGGUCACAUUUAUUGUCUUCAGACUGACGGUGAGCCAUAUGCAGCACUCAAUGUGAUAUAGUCCUUUAAUUUCGUUGAGAGCCGUUGCGCUCAGCUGUGGUGAUUCUAGGCUGGCAGGUGCUCAUAGUACCUGACAUGGUUUCCCAGCCAGGCCCCAUCCAUACCUCUGUGCUGGGCUUUGCCAGGUGCCCUGCACCAGUCACAGUGUAAUGAGCCUGCCUGUAAGGCUGAAACAAAACCAGUAGAUGGUGGCAACAUACUACUCUUUACUAUUUUAACUAGGGAGCCAAUCUGCAUAUAUCAGUACUAUUAUCAGCAGAUGGUUUAUUUAGGAUUCAGGUUAAAAUUAAGGUUUGUGUUAGGAUAAGGUAAGGGUUUAUGGUAGGUUAAGAUUAAUGCUAAUUUAGUGUUAGGGAAAAUGUAGGUUAAAGGUUAGGGCAGAGUUAGUGUAAGCAUAGGGUUAGGAUUCAUAUAGAAUUAGGGAGGGGUUGGUAUAGGGCUAGAGUUAACUUCCAAAAAUGUAUCUAUAUCCCAGACAAAGAAAUAAUUUAACAAUCAGGACUGAAACAUGAAGCUGUUUUAAAUUCUUUUUAUGUAGUUGCACUUUGACAUGUAAAUUUAUUUGCCACGUUUAACAUUUUAUUCACACUUUUUGUUGUGUUAGGCAUAUAUAUACAAUUUUAAUAGAAAGCCCUCUCUGUCCUUUGAAAUGCAAUAUGUAAUAUAUAUGGAGGCACUUAAAGUGAAACACUUAAAUUAUGGUUGAUUAAAGCCACAGCGACAUUCUAUGUUCUGUUUUGGUUCAGAACUUGGACAAUUGCCCAUAUCCUUAAGGGAUUAAUAUUGACAGUUUAUGACUGCUAUUUAGUAACAUUGGAAACCAUUCCUUAAGUCGGCAGUUGAGUCUCAAAAUGUUAGUCGCUGCUACAAUCCUUUUAGUCUUGUUUCCUUACACAAGUCCACAAACCAGAAUCUAUUUCUUGGGAAAGGAACCAACAUCACUCUCUCUCUGGAUCCCAGUCUGUCACUGGAGAGGGUUGCUGACUACAUCAUCUCAUGAGAUCUCAUUCUGCUUUUUGGGAGAUGAGACUUUGCUGUCUCUCGGGUCCUCACUUUGCCUUUUGGGAGACACUUAUAAACCAUGAUAGUUUCCAUACAUUCCCAUGUUGCUGGCCCAGGUAAAGUGUGCCGAACCAUUUCCCAUGAGGCCCAUUUCAAUUUUCCAGCUGAUAGUACCCUAAUCAAGAUGAUCCCCUCCUACUACCUGGACAGCCAGUGUACUCCAUGUCCAGUGUCAGGGCUGACCCCAUCAUGGUUUAAUCAGAGUCAAGGUAGGCCCUACACUCUCAGUCUUCAGGCAAAAUGUCUGUUUCCAAAUGCAAAUUGUUGAUGUCAGGCCUAGUUAACCUCUCUUGCUCCUUGUAUAAGAUUUAGCUCAUGCAACAUGGACAAAAUCAUCUCUAUUGGAUCAACAGCAAAAACAAAUGUAUUAAAGGCUGAGCUUGAUGGACGCAUGUCUGUUUUCAGCUAUGUUACUAUGGUUUUUAAUUUGAUAUAAUUAUGGCAUCAGACCUUCUAAGCAUUGGGAACUCUCUCUUCCUAACUGUGGGAAAGUCCACUGCCUGUGGGACAUACAUCUGAUGGACAGCUACUCCAAAUGUUUCUGAUGAGCGUAACUGCGCAUUCUUAGUAGCCUCGGAGGAGAGGUUAGUUUUAAUGUGCCAUUGGCAAUAUGGAAAUUCAAGUACUCUGGAAUAGCAGGUCACUUGCUUUGGCUAGUAUCUUGGUAUUCUUUAGCAAGCAUGGCAACAUCCCUUACUUUGAGAGGAUACCAGUUCAUUACUCAGUAUUCAACCUCUAGGAAUGUAUAUUGAUUUAAUUACUCCAGCAUAACCAAUUAUAAUAUUUCUUCCACAAUUGUCACUUGCCACGAAUUAGAAACAGCCAGAUGUAAUUGAUUGGGCCACACAGCAUUAAAGUUGUUUUUCUUUCUCUGACAGUUUCUAAACUUCUACCAUCAAGACUCCUGGUUGUUAGCAUAUUGGGCUAGUAAACACAUUUAUUAAUAAUAUAAUCCAUAGAGAGAAGAUCUGGUACAGCUUGAAUUGCUUAAACCACCAGGCCAAUUUGCUGGCUAAAAUCAUAACCCAGUCCAUGUUUACGGUGCUAUGUAAAACACGUCAUUCAAAACCCUGGUGGCAUCCCUCAAUAUCCACUCGGUCUGUGAAAAAUUCUACAAGCAUUGUAUGAUAUCUUUUUCCUCCACACCUCUAGGUAGGAACUCUGCUUCUCUUUGAGGAUGCUAGAUUUCAGGUUACUGAAGCUGGUAAUGCUCCAUUUCCAUAGGCUUUAGUUGGUCCUUCCUCUCCUCUGCACAGUAAUCUGUUCAUCAGAGUGCCAUGUGCUCUCUCAUUUCCUGGUAUUUAAUGUUGUUUUCCAUUUUGACACAUUAUACCCACUGGACUGGCAGGUUUUGUCCCCUCAGCCUAAUUGGUUUUCUAGGCAGGUAUUUUCCUUCUGCCAAGACAUCUCCUGACUCCAUCUUUCGAAGACAUUUUUUUCUUACAGGCCCAAGUUUCUGUGCUCGAGUAGAAAAGUUUCACUGAUUAGAGGAGGAACAGUGCAGGAAUUCAGCAAAACAGUGGAGAAAGGCAGGGGAAUGCAGUAACUAAAAUCUUAAAUGAGAAAAUCUCAUGCAGUCCUGUUUGAAAAACUGUGAAUGGCGCUGUCAGUAAACUCAUAACAAUGGAGGUAAUGCUGCAUUUAGCUUAAUGAAGAGUUACUCAUCACAACUGCAUUUGGAAGAUGAACUUCAUUUCCCUCAACACAUGCCUUGCACUACUCAUACUCUCAAACACACAUCUAUUAACGAACAUCAUGCCACAUAAGCUGCACAUAUGCUUCUAAUUAGCCAGUCUUUCUCACACAUGAGAGAUGAGGAACUGCACUCACUAAUAUGAGCAAACAAAGUGUGCAACCAGCCCUGGGGCUAGCACAAACCCCGAAUAGUUGAAUCCAAUUGAGAAGAAAAAGGUCCAGGCACUUUAAAGCUUAAUAAGACACAUUUAUUUGAAACUAAGUGAAUCUAGCAACGUUUUGAUGCCACAAUGUGUCUUUGCCAAGCUUGACAAAGACCCAUUGUAGGGUCAAAAUGUUGCUGGAUUCACUUUUUUUCUGAAUAAAUGUGCUGUAUUGCGCUUUGGAGUACCUGGACCACCUUCUUCUCAUACAUUUGAUUCUGAUAAGCAUGACAUAUACAUACUGUAACAAGAACAGUAUAGACCGGUCUCAGGCCUUAGGACCAGAACUGAACCUUCUGCCCUGUUCCUCAAGGAGAUUUUCUGCCAGUUCAUUUCUUCUUCCACAAUUCUGAGCCAGCCACUUGAUGGAGUCUAGAAGAGCUCUUUAGCUUCUCUCCCUGCCACCAGACAACACAUAGUGCAGAGAAGAACAAUAUAUAUUGUAUUGAUUGGGGCAUGUUUAUAUUAGGAAACACAAGGGGCUGAUAAAACGUAACUGAUCUCCGCAGCACUAACUCAAUGAAAGUGAGGGGCUGCACUGAUUAAAUUAAACUUACAAACAAAACAAAAGCAGAGUUUAGAACGUAACAUUUACAAAGUAUUAACUCCUUCUAUGCCCACUUAAUCUUUUAGUAUUGCACACUGUCUUAACCCCGUAUAUGUCCACAUAGUCUGUUGCUGACACAGAAGUUCCAUAGUCUCUAGGAAGGAGCCAAGCCUCCAAACUCCUCCACAGACCGUAUAGUAUGUGUUUAACUGGUGUUCGAUGACAUGGGAGGACAGUUCCAUAGGGCAGUCAUGCCAAGGUAGAGAAUCUUCUGUUACAUAUAUCUCCGAUAUAAACAGUCAUUUUUAUUCUCUUUAUCCAGCACUGUUGCUUUUACAUUCAGGAAUAUCCUAUGCUUUUUUCAUUAUUUUUUUUAAUCUAUAUUCACUAAAUUUCUCUUUGUUCUUUAUUUAUAGCAUUCUUAUCCUCUUCACAUAUUAUAGCCAUUACUACAAACUAUGUUACCUGUACUCUCAGACAUAUCUUUAUCUUACAGAUAUCUAAUGAUAGACAAUCACAGUCAAAUCACAUCAGCGACUGUCGUACACAUAAUUAUAUGCUCACAAAUUCCCAGUUUCCUCCUCUAGUCCGCAUGUUUUGAUAAUGAGGAAGUUUGUGAAGUCUGAGACUCUGCUAUAGCGACCUGCUUUGUUGAGCCAUGUUCUAUUACUACCAGCGUUCAGUAGCUUUACGUUGGCUCAUGCAAAAGGCAAUUGAAAAUGUAUUAAUUCAGGUCUUCGAGCUUGUAUAGUGUUUGUUCAUCAUCAUUGUAACAUUUAUUUUUAGGAAGGAAGAGUAUGGUGUGGAAAGCCAGAAAAUCACAAACAAUCAAAAUAAUUCACCAGAUUCCAAAGAAAGUGAUAAUAUGGAUCUUGAUAAUUCGAUUCAAGAAGGCCAAGAGAUGGAAGAAGAUGCAUUUUAUCCACAGCAAAUUCAACAGGGCAGUUGUGAUGAUUGGAGAAGUCAGGCCUUGGUGCCAAUGAGCGGAUCACAUAACCAGCUUUCAACUAAUUCCUAUCCUUGGUAUUAUUCUCUGUACUUCUGGUGUCAGAAUGGCGGUAACGCAAGUGUAAUGACACAGUCUUAUCAAAGAUCUUACAGUAUGCAACAGAACAUUCCAUAUGGUGCACCUCCAUCGUUCUCUAUGCAGAAUUCUUAUGCUGCAAGUCAGUCUUAUUCCAAUUUUGCUAACCAGAUCCAGUCUUCCAUGAUUCCAACAUCUGUCCCAUUCAGUGGAGGAAUGACCUACGCUUACAAUGCUCUGCCCUCCCAGUUUUCCUAUAAUCCUUCAACAAGGGGGGCAUGGUCAUGGGGUAAGUGCAAAAAUGUAUUUCUUGGAUAUUUAAUCAUUUCUUGCAAAAUAAGAUGCAUUGACAUGUAUCAAAGAAGGUAACUCCACAAAUUAUGCCAUUUUCCGUUGAGGAAAAAUAUUUUUUAAUCAAAGGAUAUUUUUUCACUGAUAAGGGUUGUUCCCAUUGCUCCAACAUCCUGCUUGAUAUUUGACCCGCUGACAGGUUUAUUGAUGACACCAUCAGACCUUUGGACUUCUUAUUCUUACCCAUGGGCUUCAUGCACAUUCAUAGGUUAUUCUCUUGACUGACAAUGAUAAGUCUACAUUGUGUGCAAUCUCUCUGUGGGUUGUGCUGUUAAAGAUGGUCAUUAUAAGAUCAUCCUGCAUAUAUAUAUAUAUAUAUAUAUAUAUACAGGGUGUGAACAUUGAAAAAAAUCUGUCCUGACAGAAAAUAAUUUUGAGGGGACACUAUAGUCACCAGAACAACUACAGCUGAUUAAAUUUGUUCUGGUGAGUAGAAUCAGAAAAUGCAGUGUUUACAUUACAGCCAAGUGAUAACUUCACUGGCCACUCCUCAGAUAGCUGUUAGAGAUCUUUCCUGGGUCAUGGCUGCCUAAAAUGCAUCCAAACAUUCAGUGUCUCCUCCCUCUGCAUGCAGACACUGAACUUUCCUCAUAGAGAUUAAUUGAUUCAAUUCAUCUCUAUGAGGAGAUGCUGAUUGGCCAGGGCUGUGUUUGAAUCAUGCUGGCUCUGCCCCUGAUCUGCCUCUUUGUCAGUCUCAGCCAAUCCUAUGGGGAAUCAUUGUGAUUGGAUCAGGCUACCACUUCUGAUGAUGUCAGCGGACUGCUUGUUUUUCUGAGGCAAACAGCAUGCAGAUCUACAGCAUCAGGCUUGAAUACAGUAAGAUUUUGCUAUAUUUAUGGAGGCAUGAGGGACCCAGGGGGCUAGAUGGUGGUUUUAACACGAUAGGGUCAGGAAUACAUGUUUGUGUUCCUGACCCUAUAGUGAUCCUUUAAAUUAGAAAGUUUGGCGACCCUGUUUAGACCUGCACAUUGACAGGGUUAUUUAUUAAUAUUUUUGGAUGAGCUUAUUUAACUGAUUUAGUAUUUUUAUCUAAACCUUUAUAAUGAUUUUUGAAACAUUAAAAUUUAUAUCAAUAUAUAAAAAAUAAUUAUUAAAAUAUUUUCAAAAUAAUAAAUAAUUUUAAAAGUUUAUUCAGAAAAUAGUAAAGCAGCACUGUCAUCAUCUGGGGACUUUGUAUAAUUUGCAAAGACCUCAAUGGUGACAUCAUUGUUAGGGGCCAUGGGGAAGGGGAGGAGGGGGCUAGGCAAAGAUGAGUUCUAUUUACCUUAACCUGUCCUUCACGGUUGCUACCAUCCUUUUCUAUCCAGACUUCUUCUGUUCCUGGCCCUUCAGCUGCCAGGAGCCAUCAACACCAUUUCCUUGAAUUAGUUGAUGCAAUCAAAUGGUCACAGCAUUUUGCAUUUUAAUUUUUUAAAAUAUAUUCUAUGACUUCAAUCUUAAACAGAUAAUUUACAGUGAGAUGAGACUCAUAUAGUUUUACAAUCAAUGAAUAAUUUAGAGCCACCAUUUAAAAUUCAGUUUUUGGAUAAUGUCUGCUGACCAUGUAGUUAAAAGUGUAAAGAAGAAUAGGUAAACAAACCAAAAAAAGAUUAAUCACUGUAUGUCGGAUUUUUAUUGAAGUUUGCAAUAAAGGUGUUUUUACAUUAUUGAGCAAGCAGUGGUAGAAUUUUCCUCACUGAUAACAACAUUAUUAUUUUUCUGCAUUACGCCUCUUUUGUGCCACAUUAAUCUGACAUUUUAAAAACCUUCCUUGGAAGAAUGUCUUAUUUUUCCCUUAAUAAUUUUGUUCAGCUCAUGUCUGAACUUUCUUAGUUGUAUUGAUCAGAUCUCAUAUUGUUUUAUUUGUUUUCCACAAGAUAAUACUUGUAAUAUUGUGUACCAUAUUCUGUCAUGUAGUCUCAGAAUAGCAAGGAAAAUGUAUUGCAAAAUCUAAAUGUUUUGUGGACUUUUAAAGGGACGUUCCAGGCACCAAAACAGCUUAAUGUAAAUUAAGUUUUUAUGGUUCCAGAAGGCCCCUGGAGGCACUCUUACUUCCAGAGGUUAAACUUUUCUCGAACGGUUUUACUCCAAAGUUGCCUCCAGUGGUAAAGUCCACUCCUAACCUGGCAGCAUUUGACUUCUGAAAGAAGCAUAUCUUUCUCAAUCCAGUUUAGUGAAUGGGGAGUCACUGAUUGACUGAGAGUGUCAGCUUACCGCUCUCAACCAAUUAGCAGCACCCCUGACAGGUGGCACUCCACGCUUUCUGAAUCUGAAAAGUCAGAAGCUGGAAUGCCGCCAGGGCAAGAGUGGACAUCGCCGCUGGAGGCAACUUUGGGGUAACACCGUUCUUAAAUGGUUCAACCCCUUGAGGUGAGAGUGCUGCCGGGGGUCUCCUGGCUCCAUAACAACAUCAUUUAGAUUACGUUUUUUCUGGUGCAUUGGGUGGUCGCUUUAAAGGGACACUAUAGUCACCAAAACAUCUUUAGCUUAAUGAAGCAGUUUUGGUGUAUAGAUCAUGCCUCUGAAGUCUCACUGCUCAAAUCUCUGCCGUUUAGAAGUUAAAUCACUUUUGUUUCUGUAUAUGCAGCCUAGCCACACCUCUACUAGAUGUGACUGACACAGCCUGCAUCUAAACAAAAUUGUUUCAUUUUCAAUAGGUUGUAUCUCCUUCUCUCUAAAUUGAACUUUAAUUACAUACAGGAUGCUCCUGCAGGGUCUAGCAAGCAAUUAGCAGAGCAGGAAAUAAGAAAUUCUAAAUUUAACAGAAUUUUGCAAUAGAGGAAGUAUAAACAUUAGAUGACUCUUUACAGGAAGUGUUUAGGAAGGCUGUGUAAGUCACAUGCAUGGAGGUGUGGCUAGAGCUGCAUAAACAUAGUGAUUUAACUCCCAAUAGCAGAGAAUUGAGCAGCGAGACUGCAAUGGCAUGAUCUAUACAUCAAAACUGUCGAUCAGACAUCCAUUCCUGUUACUCAGUGGAGCUAAACUCAAGAGGCAGCAAUUGCCCAGUGCAUCAACCUUGCAAAGACUUAUCAUCGACAGUCUGUGAUUGGACAGCCACAGAAAGUCAGGGCAGUGUUAGAAGUGGAGGGCUUGCAAUUGCAGGACAAGAUCUGCAGGUUUUGCAAUCUAUUUUUAGAUAUACCCACAAUGAAAAAAUGCAUAAAAAUGUAUGCAUGAUAUUAUUGGGAUUAUACCUACUAAACAGUGAUUUUGAUUUAUUUUGUAUUUGGGCUGUAGAGUGUUCCUUUAAUAGACCCUCCCAUCCCUCACCAGAGUGUCCUUCCUGGGUAUUAAAGCGUCUAAAAUUGUAAUAUUUAUUUUUAACAACACAUGCCUCUAUAUAAGACUAGUUCAGGAAUUUGUUUGUAUUUAAUGAUUUCACCUGCUUCAGGAACUAUUUAGAUUGGGACAACUGAGAUCAAUUUAAAAUAUUAUUCAGUUAGGAUAAUAAUGAAUUUAGUAAGGUUGAGCCAAAUAAUACCCUGUAUUUUGCUUUAUAUGGUCCCUAAAGAGAAUUGUUGUUGCAGAGUCAACCUCUGCUAAUUGGUCACUCAAAGCCUGGAAUUAACAAAUUAUUUAUUUAACCCCUUAAGGACACAUGACAUGUGUGACAUGUCACGAUUGCCUUUUAUUCCAGAAGUUUGGUCCUUAAGGGGUUAAUCCACUACCUUAUUUUCUUUUUUUUGUGUAAGACCCACGAAUCUAAAGCAAUUUAAGCUAAAAGGUUUGCACGUUUGAAGUUAACACGUUUGCGAAAUAUUCUUAGGCUUCUCAAAGAGAUGACGCAUUCCAUAGAAGGAAGUUAUUGGGAUACUCCGAUAACUGUUUCCCUCUUCAAAAUGCUAACUUCAUCCCUUUAAUUCAUGACUAGUUGAGCUUUGUGGGUAGUAUAGGGGAUCUUGGAUCCAUUUUGCAGUUUAGGUAUCAGUUUUUUUUCACUACAAAUUCCAGAAAACGUUCCUAGUAAGCAGCAGAUAAAUGGCUUUUGGUUGUUGUAUAUUUCAUCUGAACGUUUGCCACAUGAAAUCCAUUCAGCUGUGGGCAAAACAAAUAUUCAAUAGUUUUAUCUGUAUUAGCAGUAACAUUUGGCUGCUAUCCAGUUGGUUUGCUGUUUUGAUAAUGAUUAGAUUGAACAUCUAAGGAUUCUCAACAACCGAAUUGAAGACAAUUUGCUGUAAUUGUAAUGUUUUAUUUUUUAGGUCAUUGAUCGUGUCAGGAGGAGGGGGACAACUUCAAAAAUAGGUAUUCUAAAUAUACAUCAUGAAAACAAUGUCUAUUGAAUUGACUUUCAAGUGAACCUGCCAUGACAGAUAUAGGUUUGCAGUUUUUUCACUAUUAAAAGCUCAUAUUUUGAUUUAUUUAUAUUUCAUGUUUUCAAUGGGUGUCACACUUUCUGUAAGACACACCUCUCCUGCAUACCCCUGUUUGGAAGCACAGACUUGCUUCCUAUAUCAGGUUAAAAGUCCCAAACACUUUAUAUUAGCUUUGUUUUAUCUCUCCAUUCUUAGAUUGCCUGUCCAAAGCUUUUUCAAUAAAUCAUUCUGGCUAUUUCUCUCCUCUUGCCAUGCUGCUCUCACAAAGCGCCUGCCCCUCCUCCCUACUUUCCCUUGCAGGCAUUGCUUUCCCCUAGGCAGAAUUCAAGCAAGAGAGACGCCCAGAGAAGGGUUUCCUGAUAACAGACAUGCAGAGCACAGCCAACAUACAAACACUGACUAGGAGGAGAGGGAAAGGGCUGUUUUUAAACCUCAGAUGUUACAGAAAUCUAGAUAUUUGUUGGCAAUUCUGCUAGCAUGAUGUAUAGAUGAAAUUUGAUUCUCUAUAAUUUAGGAUUACGUUUUAUUUGUCAUGGCAGAUACCUCUUUAAAUUUCUUUGUGCCUCAUUUUCCUCAACAUGUGUUUUUUUUGUUUUUUUUAUUGUUCAAAAUGGUUUCUUUUGCAAUAUGCCAAAUGUUUGCAUCACCAAUGCCACCUACUUUAUUCAUUUAUUAUCUUGACUGUCUACUCAGUUUUUGCUUUUGAGGUUUUGUGUUUUGAGGAUUUUUCACUGUCUGUAAUCUGCAAAUUGUCUUCCACUUUGUAAAAUUUAAAGAUCAAUUUUAAAAUGAUUAGCAGUUUAGUGGCAAUAUCAGAAAAUUAACCCUGAAUGUGGUAAAGGAACACUAAAGCGUUAGAAAUACAAACCAAUAUUCCUGAUGCUUUAGUGUCUCUGUGCUUAGCAAGACAUUUUUUACAUACAUUUAGCACUGCAGGGGAGUGCUGCUUACCUCUGCUACCAGGACUUCACAGAGAAGGUAAGUCCUCUGCAUUUGUCCAAUCCAAUGCUCACCACGAGGAGUAUUGGGGAACUGAUGUGCAUGCGCAGAGAUCAUUCAAACUUUCCCAUAUGGGAGCUUUCGCCUCACUUGUCUGUUUUAUUCAGUCAGAAACGCCUCUGGUGACCAGUAGAGGUGUACUUAAAGGGACACUCCAGGCACCCAGACCACUUCGGCCCAUUGGAGUGGUCUGGGUGCCAACUCACUCUACCCUUAACCCUGCAAGUGUAAUUAUUGCAGUUUUCAUAAACUGCAAUAUUAACCUUGCAGGGUUAUGUCCUCCUCUAGUGGCUGUCUACUAGACAGCCACUAGAGGAGACUUCUGUGUUCAUAGAACACGAAAAGUGGUUUAAAACGACGCUGGAGGUCCUCACGCUAUGUGAGGACCUCCAGCGUCGCCGAAAUCUCCAUAGGAACGCAUUGUAUAAUGCUUUCCUAUGGGGAGGUCUAAUGCGCGUGCUGGACUCCGGUAAGUCACUGAAGGGGUUUUAACCCAUUCAGCAACUUGGGAUGGGGGGUGGGAGGUAGAGGGGUACUAGAGGGUCCUGCAGUGCCAGGAAAACUGAUAUGUUUUCCUGGCACUGGAGAAUCCCUGUAAAGACAUUGCAAUUUAAAAAAAAAAAAAAAAAAAAUUAAAGGACCACUGUACCCAGUCCACUUCACUGAGAUGAAGUUCUUUAAUUCCAUUACAUUUGGUCUCUGCCCAAAAAAUACACUUGAUAAAGUUCAAAUAAAGUGUAGGAAGUCCAACAUGUUAUAAAACACCAAAUUGCUUUCAAACUGCUUCACCUAUCCUGCUGAUAUUCACCUUCCAGACCUUUGGCUACGGACCUCGACCUGUACUAUGCUUAAUUUUUAUGUGCUUUUAUUCACUGUCUUGGCACUCUUUUCAUCCUAUGCCUCCUCGGGCAGUAUUUCCUUCUGUAAGUGUGUACAUAUAUGCUUCUAAACUUCAAUUCACAGCUGUUUGGGUUUUCUUUACACAGGAGUGUGUUUUUUACUGUUUUCUGAUCUUUCUUAUUUUGAUUUCGACUCUUCCUGAUUAUUCUUCUCUCUGUAAUCCCUUUGGCUUGUUGGCACUUUGACUAUCAUUUAUCAAGUUACAGGUGAUUGUCACCUUUCUGAUUAUUUAUUAAGCUUAGUCACUGUAAUUGAUCGCCUGGCACCCUGACUGGGUACCUCCGUUUGACGGAUGCUCCUAGUGCUUCCCGAGGGCUCCAAGCACUCCACUGGACACCAUAACCAGCGCAAACCACACGAACCACCGCAGCUUGGUUGGGGUCUCGCUGUCUUCCUCCUACUCUGGGCCCAAGACCAGGGUACAGCUUCCAGUAGGUAGACCUCUUACAGGAGCUUACUCUGGGGAGUAUAAUGAUUAUAGCAAUCCCCAGAAUGUAGGUAAUUCUCCAAUCCCCCAAACAUGAGCCGAAACUUCAUGAAGGUACAAGAUGAUCUCAUUUAUUGAGCACAAAAGCAUUUCUUAUAUACAGUUUUCCCCACAAGGUUACCACCCACGUAGACCUUGUGGAGCACAGGACACAAAGUCACAACAACCAAUCAACACAGUAUUGUACAGUUAGACAGUCCCAGCUAAUGUACACAAACCAUCCUCUCUGCCUGUGAUACAAUUACCAAACACAAUGGACUAACUCAAUUACCACAGGCAGAAAAUAUCCAGUUUUACCGAAAGUCCAGAAACACCCCAAAACAACAACAUAUCCCCAUAAAUCCUACAUCCCUGGAUAGCCCUGAUCUGGGUGAACAAUAUAUCCAAAAAUCACCCAGAUCAGAGCAGGUAUUCAAAAGCUUUAUGGAAGUCACAUUUGACCGACCGCAAGUAUGUCUUUCAUGCCCAAAACAGUUCCCCAGAUUUAGGCUGUGCGGCCGGUCUAUCUUCUCCUCUAUCCUGGAGAUAAUUGGCUUAAGUGGCUGUGGUAACUUAAUUAUCUCCAGGUACAGGAAAUAUCUCUAAGUUAAAAACUGUUACAAAAACCACAUAAAAAUACAUAACUCUUAUAAUACAAUGUUUAACCUAUAUGUCCAACAUAUCUCCAGAUAGCUUGGAUCUGAGCGCUCAAUAUGUCAGAAAAGUGCUCAGAUCUCACUAAUACAGUUGGAUCACCAUGGCGUUAAACAAUAGCAAGGAAAAAGGGGGAGGGGAAGAGGCACAUUUUCCCAUGGAAGUCACUUUUUAGGCAGUCUUUUUGCAGGGCCCACAGUCUUGGGGCAAGAGGCUGGCAAGCAGGCCUCUCCAAUUCCAGUGACGAAGGUGCUUUCGUCACAGUCAUCACUAAGGACCAGUAAUAUGCUGCAGGCAGGUGUACGCACAAAGGCUCCCAGUGAGUUAUGGGAGAAUGCAGCCGUAUCAUAGAAGAGCCACUAUAGGUAUCUCAGUAGAGUGGUCCCUUAAGAGAAGUAUCCACGAUGUACACAUCCUGAAAAGUGGAGUUGGUCUUUGCUCCUCAUACCCAAGGCAGUUUAGCUGAGGCUUGCAGUGUUACCACACUUCCUAUUAGCACCAUUCUUUUCUGGCUAGAAUAUUUUAACCAUAGCUGAAUUGCAGAUUGGAGAAGGUUGCAGUUACAGUGCCAAAAUUGUCUUGGUUGCCAUGGAACUUCAAGGCCUGGAGGGUAAGAGUAUGUGAGGCAGGCUAAAUAUAUAGUUCUUCAUACAUUCAUCUAAUCACUCUAUCUAUCACCUGUUCCUGCACUGUCAAGUGUGUUAAACAAGUGUUCCAUAUGCCUUACUGCCAUCAAUCCUUGAAAAUAUUGUAAGUCAAUCUUAUUUAAUCUACUGUGCUGCUUCUAGUCUCAUCGGGGGCCAGCUAUGAUUCUGGAGAUUUUGUUGGUAAAUAUCUGAGGUGAAGUUAUUCCUGGUAAGAAGGGCUUGAUUCACAGUUAAAUCAUCUGACUGUCUACUAGAGAUAAUACCAGGUAUGCUUUCCAGACUCAUUCCGAGAGCUACCUGGUUUACUUCUCUUCUCUAACCCUGAAACAAGUAACAGUGUCAUUCAAAGUUCUAUAGUAACCUAUUAAUGACCAUACUCCUCACCUUUUUUACAAUUCUGCUGAGCUACCUUGAGUUACUUGACAAUGCCAGAACUUGGCACACACGUUACAAUGUCUUACAGACCUAAGUUAGCAAGAAAGUUACAAGAAAAAAAGCAUUAAAAAAAUAGUAUAUUACAUUUUGUAAUCAAUACUUUUGUUUUUCUGUAGCUUCUGUUGGUUAUUGUUAUGCUUAUUAUGUAAACUUUUGUAUUUUUUUUACUUGAAUUGAAGCAUUGCAAAUCCAAUGACAUUGACUUGAUGCUUUUUCAUGAACUUUAUAUUUUUAUUAUUUGUAGAUUCCAAUUUCGGAAAAAAAACCCUGCAAACACAAAUCCUGAAAGUACAGGAAGACAAAACCACAAGAAGAAUUUUUUGAAGGCGACAAAUAGCUGUGUGAUAUAAAGUAGAAACAUUUUAUUCACCAGAUAAAAAGAAAAAAAACGACUUCCUAGUUUUUUACAACUUUGCUAGUUUGGCAUUCAUUUUUUUAGCCAGCACUUCCUUUAGAUAUUGCACUGAAUAUAGUAAACUCUGUAGUAUGUUAGUUUUAGUUGCCAGAAAAGCUAAAUAAUAGUUUUCACAUUUGGUAGAUAGCUUGUGUGUGCUAAUAUUAAUACUUGCAUUUUGAAUUUUAAGGCAGUAUUUCUUUUUUAUAAGCAGAUUUUGAUAUUUUUGUAUCUUUUUAAACAUAUAUUUUCUCAAGCCGCUUUGAUAGAUUAACAUUUCUUUAUUUUAUUAAUCAACGUGCUUAAUCGUAUUGGUGCACUAAUUUCCAGUAUAUCUAAAAAUGUUUUACAUAUUUUCUGUUUUUAAUUGCCACGUGUACCUUUCCAAUGGCCAUGUGAAGCGUUUUGCCAUUUAGGGCCCAGAGUGGGGUCAUUUAAACAGAUCAUACCUCGAUAUAAAUGUUACAUUUGUUGCAGUUGACAUUGUUGUUAUGUUCUUAAUGUUUGUGGAUAAACUGUUAAGUUGUUUUGUUUUUCUUUAGCUUUAUUUAAAAAGUUUUGUGUUUGGCACAUACAUGCGUGAUUUUAGCAGAAGUCACAAUCAGCGAAGGUCCUGCCAUCAGUGCUUUAUACAGCACCUCAACCUUUAACUUGCGAGCCACGGCUGUCUAGAUACUGCCACUGAUUCCAACCUGUGGACUGUAGCUGACACCAAUUAGGGUAAUAAAUGUCAUGAACACAAUGGCUAUAAAUCUUCGCAGUUCCCAUUACGUGACAGUCUAGGAGGGUGUGAUAUCGUAUAUUUUGCUUCUGGCAUUCUAAUGAUGACCCAGCAUAGAAAGGACCUCGCUUACAGUAAUUGUCCACUAGACACCAAGAAAGAUACCCUCCCGUGGGAAAGGUGAAGCUAAAACAAAACUGGUACUUCUUCCUGUAAAAGCAGUGUGAAGUGCAUGUGUUUGUAUGUCUCUCUGUCUUUGACAAUGUAUUUGUGUGUGCUUUUGACUUGGAGUAUGUCUGUCUUUGUGGAUUUAGCAAACCUGGGAGUAUGUGUGUUUGUACCUGGCAAUGUGUAUAUCUGGGAGUGUGGAUGCCUCUGUGUAUCUAGUAUGUGUGUGUCUAUGUAUGUUUGAGAAGGUGUGUCUGAGUUUUUGGGAGUUUGUGUGUUUGUCUGAAAUUGUGUAUGUAUGUGUUUUUCUGGGGUUAUACAGCUGUUUAUAUAUGCACUUUUUGUGCAUGAACCCUCAAAUUUUACAUCAUAGAACUGCCCCUGGUCAGGAACAAACUUUUGUGAAAAAAAAAUGGGGGUCAUGGUCUUUUGUAGUACACACCAUCUUAUGAUAUCACACGUGUGUACUAUAAUAGCAUUGUUUCUAUAAAAUGUUAAGGCAAACAUUUACCUGACAGAACAACCUUAACAUACUAAUUAUGCUGAAAGAAAAAGGAAAGUCUGUGUAUUAGUCAAAAUGUUCUAUGUUUAAACACUUGUCGUUUGGGUAUGCACAAAUCUUACUUAUUUGACUCCUUCAGUUGGUUUCUUAUUUUUAACAUUUCUGAAAAUGUAAAGUAUUUGUAAAGGUGAAGAACAGUGUACCACCCUUUGUUCUUUUAGUAACAUUUUGUAACAUUGUGUUUUUUAUGUUUACUGUUGACAGUAUUUUUUUUUAAAUUCUUCCAAAAUAAAUUAGCUACAGUUAUUUAUAACCAUUUAAAGUGUCCAUGUUUUAUUUAAUAAAUGGAAGUAUGCUUUUAUUUUUAUCAAAGCCCCCUGUUAUUUGCUGCUAUGAUAUUUUCUACUGUACUAUAAACAUUGGUUACGUUUUAGGUAUCCUUUUGUCAUGAUAGCAUGGCUUUUAGUGCAGCCCCAUCAUCUCACUAAAAACUUGAGUAUUUUAUCAAGAUAAAAUCUUGAUAAAAUACUCACGUUGAUUGUGUUAGAUUGAAAUUCCAACACAGUCAAAAUAUAACAAAGUAAGGACCAGUUUGUCUUAUCGUAAAGCCCAAGGUUGACAAAACUUUUGACAUGAAACUUUAUUUAAAAUCAAAGUAGCAAAAUAAAACAAUAUUUGUAUGUUGAAUCCAUAAGUGUUGUAUAAGCUGUAUCAAAUAGUAUUUAUUUAUUUGUAUAAUUUAAACUUGACUAUUAUUUUGCAUGAAAAAAAACCUCAAAGGGGGUCGAGUGGAGGACGUAGGGGGAUCGAAGGUUGCCGGGUGGAUGGGUCCCCCACGGCCAAAGAGUGGAUGUACAAGGGAACGUGGUAGGGUGUGCACUAUGGGCGGGGGGGUGGACAAGGUGGAGAUUGGGGGGGGAGGAAUAGACCUGCAGACUCCAAUACACACGCACAUAAUUUAAAAAACAUAAAUAAAAUCACGGAUUGGUUUAAAAGAUACAUGGAAUAGAGGGGAACGCAGAAAUGGGGAGACAGUUCAUGGUGAUGGCAGAUCUAGUUCAGUCAAAGGGAGCCAUAAUGUAUCACACUCAUGUUCGUGUGCCAAACCCAUUAAUUACUAGGAGGAAGGGGAAUGGCCUGGGAUAAUGGGAUGGGGGGAUAGUCGACUCAGCCGCCCUCCAUAGCGUGAUAUAUUAUAUCACUCUGACACAGUUAGCUGGGAAAGAAAGAGGCGGGGACAUUAAUGGGGGCUUGGGCCCGAGGAGGGGGCUAGUGGAACGAGAGCGGGGUCGCAUUGGGGAGGGGGUUGGGGGGACUAGCCGCAUGUUAUUACUGUUUACUAUGUUAUGAUGUUCUGCUAUUGUAUCAUUAAACGUUUAUACAAGAUUACACAAGCUACACGGUUGUCUGUACUAUGGAACACACUGGGAUGGGGAUCCGGUUGGAGGGGGACUGGCUGCAACCAACCUAACACAAUAUACAAUCUCUGUCCUGACCCUGGUUUAGACAUAGACAACAGUUUCCUAUCCACACUUGCGCACGUCUCUCGGCGGAGCCACAGGUACGUUCACGCACCGGUCUGGUCAUCGGGGCGACACCUGGCCACUCCUGCUGUGCCACCAGUGCCCCUCCUCUCCUGAUGGGGUAUCGUGGUUCCUCAUCUCUCUUUCACCAUGCUGGGGAAUUACCCACAAAGGGGGAACCACCUACCCCUAGUUUUACCUAUCUAUCUAAACACGUUCACACAUACACAACUCCCUACAUUCUCCCCCUCACAAACACCUGGGCAACGAGUCUUCUGACUGGACAUAGUGGACGGUGAGCAACAUAAUUACUACACCGCGGACGCAGGCAGUGAUGGAGGGAGGCCCCAGGUGUCCUGUUCCACGUGGCUUAGUGCGGACUUCAAACGUGACUGUACAUAACCCCUGACAGAGCACUCUCACGGGUUGCCCCGCCUUGCCCGGCACCCCGCCUUCCGUGGGCGUACCCCUUGCGCAUACCCCAGUUACGGGGAGGGACUCUGCCACGAGGGGAACCAUGGCAUACCGACACGCUCCCCUGUCGGUUAUGACGCUUAACGACAGAGGCCUAAACAUACUCGAAUGCCGCACACACCUAUUGAGGGUACUACGGAAAAAACAUAUAGCGAUAGCAAUGCUGCAGGAGAUGAAUUUCAGGGAGGGCUCAGCUCCCAGACUCCGGAGCAGUCACUACUCUGUCAGCUACUGCAACCAUCACCCCGAGGCACGUCGGGCAGGUGUCGCUAUAGUUCUCGCCGCUGACCUGGGAUUCCAGGAAUUAGACAGAAUGGUGGACACACAAGGACGAUUUCUCUUCCUGAAAGGCGUCAUUGCCGAUAGAAUAUACACAUUAGUAACCAUAUAUGUACCCAACUCAAAGCAAGCAGUUCCUUCGGGGGACACUAUCUGAGCUGCAGGGCUUCUCGGAGGGAGCACUGUGUCAGGAUUACUGUUUGAUCCAGCACGUAGAACUGUACAGCACGGAUGACAAAUAAGUAACGUAUUACCGGUCCUUAGAAUGGCCGGAUUUAACGUACAAAGAAUAGUCAAAAAUACUAGCCGAGGUCAGGGAACACAGAAAGGGACACAGCGAUGAGGAAAGCCAGGAGUCAGGAUACCAGAAUAUAGAGAAGUCAAUAAACAAAGCCAAAGUCAAAAACCAGGUAGAAAACUAUAAACAGGAACGCGCUCUCAGACAACCACAAGGGAAACCACGACAGGGCACUGAGCAGGCUGAGAACUGGGCCUAAAUACCCCUCCUUUAGUUCUGAUAGGCUGUAACCGGCCUUUGACCCCAAAGUCAGUUACCAGGUUUCAUUUGCAUAAUUGCUGCUCAGCAUUAACCCUUCUGUGGAUUAGGUUGCUGCUCGGCACAACUUUUCCUGUGUGGACAGUAAAUGUCAUUAACCACAUUUCUAUAAGCGGAUGAAUAUGUGACACACUGAUCAUGGGGGGGGAUUUUAAUUCCCCACUGGACCCACUAGUGGAUUCACCUACGGGUCACAGCUGCCUCUCACAACUCCACAUUCAUGCCAUUCGCAAAUCGCUGGGGGAGAUGGGACUGGUUGAUUGCUGGAGAACGAUUCACCCCACCGGCAGAGACUAUACGCACUACUCGGGGCUCUAUAACCGCUAUUCCCGGAUUGAAUACCUGCUCAUUCGACAGGAGGGUCUCUGUCGCCCACGAUCCGCUUCCAUAGAACCUGCCAAGUGGUCGGACACAUGGAACUUGAAUCACCCAUGUUUAAACCGGCGACGUGGACCUGGCGACUAAAUUAAUCCCUACUUCAGGACCCCUAAGUAAGAAGGGAGGUCUCCCAAGCGUUGGAACUUUUCCGGGAAAACAGGACUGAAGACACCUCUCCGAUCACAGUUUGGGAAGCAAAUAAGAGCGUCAUACGCAGCAUACUGAUCGGCAUUGCUACCCACAAGAAGAAAGCUACGAGAUGACAGAACUCUGUGGCACCAUCUCGAGGCUGGAGCUCCAUCAUAAAUGAUCUCACCUCGUUGAAAUAUAUGGGGAACUGUUGGAGGCCACACGGCGAAUGAAGACCCUCCUCACGCAGAGACACUACUGCACACUACAAAGCUCCAAAAACUUUUUCUAUACUCAUGCGAACAAGGGAGGAAAGUUCCUUGACCGUCUCUUGAAAGGAGAUACCCCCUGUACACAGGUACGGAAACUACGAUUGUCAUCGGGAAAAACGUCCUUAUACCCAGAAGACAUUGCCGGGGAAACUACUACAACACUCUAUACAACCUUCACCACUGUGAUGAACCGAUCCAGGGAAAGGAAACUUCGACGCGUAUACAAGACUACCUACAAGACACUGUGCGGAAACGUGUGAACCUGGAUGCAGCGAUCAUGCUGGACGAACUAAUUUGCACGGAGGAUUUGGCUGCGGCUUUGAAGACCAUGAAAACGGCCACAGGAUAUUAUAAGCACUUCUCCGCAAAGCUUAUACCAUGGCUGACAAAAGCGAUCAACGCGGUGGCAGAGGGGGGACAAUUUGGUAUGGAGCCCCUGCUCAAACCCGGGAAGUACCCGGAACAUUGCAGCAGUUACCGCCUGAUCUCCCUAUUAAAUGUGGAUACAAAACUCUUUACAAAGGUCCUAGCGACCAUACUUCAGCGUGUGUUACCAAGCCUAGUUCACGUAGACCAAACCAGCUUUAUCCCGGGCCGGGAAGCAAGGGACAGUACACUGUGCCUAUUCUCCUUUCAACACCAUGCCCAGAAGUACCAGGAACAUCUUCUACUGCUAUCCACGGAUGCAGAGAAGGUGUUCGACCGGGUUAACUGGGCAUAUAUGAUUCAAAUGCUCCAAGAUAUGGGCCUAGGGCAGAGAGUCCUUAAGUGAAUUUCCGCCCUGUACAGCACGCCACGUGGCCCUGACCACUAGCUUUGGAAUCGCUAAUGGCACCAGACAGGGUUGCCCCCUGUCGCCGCUCCUAUUCGCCCUAUCCCUGGAGCCCCUACUACAGGCAAUACGUGAACACCACGACAUCCAUGGAUACACAUGGCAAGGAACAGAACACAAAGUGGCCACAUACGCAGACGAUCUUCUCUUCUUUGUCUCCCAACCAUAGAUCACACUACCCUGCCUGCUCUCAGAAAUCAAAAGGUUCGGCCGAAUAUCAGGAUUCAAGCUCAACCUUGCGAAAUGCGAGGCGCUGAAUGUCACUAUGCUGACGAACGAGUAUACGGACCUUGACACACUCUUCCCAUUUCACUGGUGUACCAGUGCGAUGAAAUACCUUGGCAUCUGGGUGACCACUGACCCGCUGGAGGUGUAUCAGCGUAACUUCGCUACCUUAUUGCAGAAGAUAGAGACAGACCUGGGAAAAUGGGCUUACCCACAGAUCACAUGGCACGGCCACAUAGCGGUACUUAAGAUGAAUGUGCUUCCAAGAGUUCUCUUCUUAUUCCAGACCAUUGGCAAUAUCAGCGACGUUCUUUGCAACUUUGAAAUCGGCAGCUACCAAGUAUGUAUGGAGAGGGGAAAGAUCCAGAUUGCUUCAUGACUUGCAAUGCCUGCCUCGAUAUAGGGGGGGCCGAGCAUUACCAGACUUUAAAAAUUAUCAAGCCGCAACGCUACAACGAAUUCUCGAAUGGCACGAAUUGGAAGAACCUAAACAAUGGGUGACCUAGGAUCGGGAAGGAGAGACAACAGGAUUAAAAUCCAUGAUAUGGAAAAGAUGAUCGACCCAAAGCAGUAGGGGACCCAGUGGCACAGACACUCCAAAGUGGGAAACGCUCAGAGGUUUCUCCCACCCCCUGCCCCUGCUCCCGAUAACACACAACCCCUGUAUCAGGGGCAGACCCCCCACAGAUGCGUGGACUUUCCUGGGUGGAGAAGGCUACAUCCCAAUCUGCAGAGUCAUUCGGGAGGGCACCAUAAGAACUCUAGAUACACUGCUGGAAGAUAGACCGCGGACUCCUAUGCUGGUACUCCGAUACAUGCAGCUAAAACAUUAUUACAACUCACUCCCAAAUAAAGAUCGUCUGUAAAGAGACCUAACAUGGUUCGUGGACCUCUGCUUCCGGGGAUCCUCCCUCGAAAAGUCGAUAUCUACGCUUUAUCAGCACAUAGUGGUCGGCACCACCUCAGAUAACAAAACCUUUCAACGGCAACGGGAGAGACUCCUUGAUAAAUCCUUCACGCAGGCUCAAUGAGAAAAAGCCUUACUGUGGUAACCCAAAAGCUCCUCUAGCUCCCACUAUCAAGAGGUUAAUUACAAAUUGAUAUCCAUGUGGUAUAAAACGCCAGUACUGUUACACAGGAUUUUCCCUACAACACCACCGAUAUGCUGCAGAUGCCAAGAGGGCAGAGGAACAAUGGUGUACAUCUGGUGGGAGUGCAGUGUUAUCACCCCGUACUGGGAUCAGAUUUGACUAGAUGUGCGGCAAAUCCUAGGGAACGACACCGAAUGGUCAGUGGAACUGACCUUGCUACACAUCUCCACACAAUCGAUCUCCUCAUAUAAAAAAAUCCAUACUGCGCCACCUAUUAAAUGCUGCCAAAUCUCUCAUACCGGUAUACUGGAAGAAAACCGACAUCCCCACAUGGGAGGAAUGGAUCCACAGAGUCGAAGACAUCAGGGCCGCUGAAGCGCUACAGGCGGACCUGGCGGGGAGGGGGACAAGAUACGAGGAGACUUGGGCACCAUGGUUCGCCUUUAAAGCAGGAAUAUAAAUGGACACUACAGGGCGCUCGGGCGGGGGCUGAGGGGGCGGACGGUGGGGCAACCCUCCCAUCAUCCCCACAUAUGCUGCUACGAUUUACAAUUACUUCCCUAUGCAGGCAGAAAACUGACCGACACCAGACCAGACUAUAGCUCAAUUAACCCAGACUUGAAAAUAAUUUGUAUUGAAGAGACCGUAAGACACAUGCGGAGAAGCUCACGCACACCUCCCUGGGUAGAUACAGGGACCUAUCACUGCCCUGUAGGAUACGGAAGAUGGGGUAUGGGCACGGACCACAACACAGAAAGGGUCUCUAAAACUUUUUAGCCACUCGAGCCCUAGUAGAGACACGUGGACUACCAUAGCGACCCAACAUUCGUUGAUCGACAACAGACGAUAAUAAGAUUGAAUCCAUCUACACUACGAAAGUACGCCAAAAAUGACAAUGAAUUACGGAAGAACGCUGGUCACCUUGGAUCCUCCACGACGCUCAUCUCAUACCACUGAGGGAGACAGAGUACAGUUAACUCCUCGCUAUUCAUGCCAACAGGCGGGAAUAUAACAUCCACUUACCAAAAUAAUACAGAACCCAUCGGAAGACUCUACCUGCCCACCCUGCACAAGCAUAUCACCACACUUACACACACGCCCCCUACCUCUCCCUUACUCGAGACGAGGAACCCUAGCAUCAUACAGACCAGACGUGAAACAAGGCCGAAUGUCCGGAUGGCUAUCACAGACACUGGGAAGCACACCCACAAUGGUAUGGGAGUGUUUGAACGCAAGAGAACACGGGAUAACCUUCCACAGGCCCAUUGCAUCAUAUAUUACUAA